Molecule: messenger RNA, 49044 nt
Organism: Besnoitia besnoiti
Lineage: Eukaryota; Apicomplexa; Conoidasida; Eucoccidiorida; Sarcocystidae
Exons: 17
Coding region: 1-49044 (16347 amino acids)
Molecular function (GO): ubiquitin-protein transferase activity
Source: RefSeq, a predicted model, not a curated record
AUGUCGAAUGCGCCGACCAGAGGCCGCCUGACGGCGCGUGCUGCGUCAGCCAGCGUCUCCGACGGGGGGCGGCAGGCUCCAUCCGAGAGGUCCCCUUCUCCAAAUGAGAAUGGCGCCCGCCCGUGGUUCGCUUGUCCCAUCGAUGAACGGUCCUCUUCAGGUCCACCGGCGCCGGCGGCGCGCCUCUGUGUCGAGGGAAGCCCGAGUCGAGACUCGCACGGACUGACGCACUCCAGCAACCCCCUCCGCGAAACCGACGAGUCGCUGCCGCGCGUCCCUCCAGCGCCUCCCCCUCCUGUGGGGAGUUGGUCUCACGCGUCUUCUCCCUCGUUCUUCAACGCAGCUGGCUCGGAUUCUGCGUCUCCUCGGCCUACACUGGCAUCGAGCGUGCGCGGCGCCUCGGCAGAUCCUGCUCUCCAGCCUCUCUGCGCGUUUUUCGCGCGAUACGCGUGCGACCUGGCGCAGGUGACAGUGCCCGGCGCGCCAGACGCUCCAGGCAGUCUUUUCGGAUGUUCGCUGGUUCCCCACGUCGAGGCGUCGCCCUCGUUCGCUGUCCAGCCCUCGGAGUGGAGGACGCAGUGGAGCACCGCCGCCGAAGGUCGCGCGCCUUCGAAGGCGGCCGCAAGGCGGCGCAAGCGCGUGAGCCCAUCUGCGCGACAAGCAGGGAACGCGCGACCGUUUCCAGUUGAAGGCACUCGGCAGAGAGGCAAGAGCGGAGAGGUGCGUGGACAUACACCAGACCAGGAAUGCGCUGGCAGUCCGCGCAGGUGGCACGAGGAGGAAUUCAAGGGCGGGGAUUGCGAUGGUGAUGCUGCCGAUGCACGCGAGUUCGCGUCGUCUUCGCUUGCAGCCACGGCGCGCGACUACUUGGCGCAGGCGAUGGCGCUCCCCUUCGGGGCGUUUCUCGACAUGCAGACGCAGCAGCCGUCGUCGUUCCGUCUCUCGUCGGGUGUAGGCACGCCUGACCCUGUGUAUCCUGAGGACUUGAUUUCUCUGGCGCGCACGCGCGACAGCAUUCGCGGCGCAGGCGCGGCGUUGAAAGCCGUCACGCGCCUCCGCGAGAUGAGCAGCGCAGCCUCGGCGCACUGGGGUCACCGUUUGCGCGCAGCGCUCGACGCCUUCGUGCUUCUCCCUUCGUGGUAUGGCGGCAUUGAAAAUCGCCUCCUCCUCCAAGAGGCUGCAGUGCUGCUCGCCAGCACAGCGACCGCUGCGCUGUUGGAGGCGUACGUCGUGCGCAGCUUGCAGCGCCAGGCGACGGCGCCCAUCCCACGCAUGUAUCUGCCGAGAGACAGCUCCGCUUGCUCCUCUGCGUGUUGCUCUCGAGUCCUUCCGGCCUCCCUGACCUCGGGAUUCUCUUCCUUUUUCACGGUCCCUGAGGUGGAACGAACAGUAUCGCGCCAAGUUCCACGCGACCGCGUGGCGGUCCACCGGGCGCCGCGGCGCAGUUUCGCAGCCGACCGCCUCUGGGCUUCGCCGCCUCCCGCCUUGUCUCUCGCAGACGCGUUGGCGCCCUCCGCUGGCGGGUUCCUGUCCGUGAGCCGGACCGUAGACGGCGGGCUGUUUGAUUGUUUCUCAGAUUUUCUCUGCCUUGGUUUCACUUCUGCCCGUCUCUCGGGUCAGGGCCUGCCCCUGACUUCUGUCUUUUCGUCGCUUACCGACUCGCCGCAGCUGUGGCCUCUGCAGCUUCGAGGACCUCUCGCUGGAGGCGCCGAGGGCAGUGGCUCCGUGCAAGCCGCGGCGAGUUGGAGCCACGCUCUGGCGGAUGACGCUUCCACCCCUUCACCGCCGCGGGCGCAGGGCCCUCAAGCCCGUUUCGCGCUGCGGAGCGGCUUGGGGGCGAGCCAAGAAGCCCACGUUCCCGCCCCACCGGGUGCCGACUUCGGAGACUCGCUUGGGGACGCGAGCCGGCUUUUUCUCUCGAGUUUAGGCGCGGAGAGGUCGCGCAAUCUGGCGGCCUGGUCGGCGGCUGCAGCCGACGCGUUCUAUUUGCGAUGCAUGUACUCCUUGAAAACCGUCGCCACGCUCUAUCAGCGGUUUCCUCCGCUCUUCUUCGCGAACCGCGGGCCGGAGGGGCUUGCGCAGGCGCUCGCGCAGGAAGACGCGCGCAGUUGGAAGACAGGAGGAGACGACCCCGCAGCGUCCGCAUCGCCGGCAGCGGAAACCAGCUUUCAGGCGCAGCAGAGAAUGUGGGCACUUGUUCUGUUGACUAUGUCUGGCCCCGCGCCGCCCUCCUCUGUCGCGGACGAGGCGGCGCGCGGCAGCGGCGACGGCACGAGCGACGACCUUUAUGAUGAAACGCAGCCUCGGCUGCGGGCCGUCCAGAGGGGCCCCGCCUCUAGUGCGCGAGUUGAGAGAGAAGAAGGAGGGCAGAGUGGGCAAGAAGGAGAGCGUGCGCAAGGAGGAAAAACGAGGGAGGCCGAUACCGCUCGACUGCGUUUGGUGUCGGAGGCUUUGCUGUGCUCGGCGCUGCGCCACGGUCGCCUCAGUGACCUUUUGCUCAUCGUUUUGCUUAGCUUGCGGGAGUCCCUCCGCGCGUCUCCGCGAGCUUCUUCCACUGCGAGGGAGGCGCCGCCCUCCUCUCCCCCUGUCUCCUCUCCGUCGCGAGCCGUCUCCUCGCAGUCGUGCCCUCGCCUGCGAUGGGGUUCGCACCCGCUGGAGGAGCUUCAGCUUCUCACUCUGCUGGAUGAUCUCUCGUGGGUGCCGGCGUCUGUGCCUUCGCUUCCCGGCGGGCCUUCUCUUCGUCUGUCCAGCGACUCCCGGGCGGUGGCGUUUGUUGGGCAGCGCCGGCAGUUCGUGGAGUCUGCCGCUCGGUCUUCUGCGGCUCCGGCGUCGCGUCUCGCGUCCGCGGCAGACAGGCCACAGUCCGCCGACGGCGCUGCUGCAGGCCCGCGCCCGCAGAGCCCUGAGAGAGGCGCAGGUGACCCGGAGGCGGGGGCGCAGGCUCGCGAGCUGCAGGACCGGCAGCGGCAGCAACACACGCCGGCGAGGCACGCAGAAGUCGAGCGCGAGCUGCAGCGGAGCGCUAACGCGACGGCGCGGCCCUACUCUCCGCCGGUGCGACCGCCAGGGCCCUCGCCGCCCACGGAUCGCGGCGCGGGUGGUCGGCCUGGCGGGCUGCGCCCGCGAAGGGGAGGGGGGCGCGCGGGACUGGCGACGCACUGGCAAGAGAGAAGGCACCUUCAGGCAGAAGCGCGAGAGGCAGCGGAGGUGGCGCUGACCGAUGAGGACGAGGACGAUGAAGUUGAGGACGUUGGCAUCGUGCGCGAGCCCCUGGAAGCGUCAAGCGGUCGCGAGGGACGAGCAGCCGGAAGGCGCGACGGGGGUGGGGGGGGGGUGUCGGGUGGCACGUCCUCCUUUUUCACCUCCUCGUCGUCGCGCUCGCGCCUCAGCUCGGGCUCGUCGAAUGCGGACGAGGAAGACGUCGAGGGUACCUACCCCCCGCGUCGGCGGGCGAGACGCGGGGUCUCAGGCCGCCUCGGCCGGCGCAGUCAGGGACCACCGCGCGCCCCCCGCGACGGCCGCCAUGAAGGCCCAGGGGGGGUUUUGUCGGGCGCUGCGCCCGAGGCGGAGAGCACGACGAGCAGUUUAGAGAGCUCUGAAGCCCUGGGCGAUGAGGCUGCGGUGGCGAGGCCUCUGCCCCCCUGGAGCGACGGGGGAGACGACUCCGGCAGUGCCCGGGGCCCUGGGAGUGACCUCGAUGAGCAUGAGGGAGCCGCGCGAGACCGCAGGAUGAGGCGCGCGCCGCGGUGGCUCGCGCCGGCAGCCGCGGAGGCCCUCGCCCUUGCUGAAGCCCGAGGGCUGUCGGGAGGGGGCGGGUCACGUGGCGACGGCAGAGAGCGACGAGACGGCGAACCCGAGACGGCCGCGCCGCAUGCACAUCGGCGACGCCGAGGAGAAGCGUCCUUCCUGACGCCGGUGGGCGUCCGCGUGAGCAGGGGGCAAGCCAACCUCGAGAGCGCGGAUCUGGUUGCCGCGCGCAUCACCGAAGACAGCCGGUCCCACACCAUCACGUACUUCCAACUGCCCGCGGGCGUCGAGCCCGGCGACCUCGACCUCGUCUCCGACAUUCCUGCGGCCGUGUGGUCGGCGGGCGACGCGGUGGGAGAAGAGGCCAGCGGAGGCGCUCUCCAGGGCCGCGCCCUCAGCCGCUGCGGCCUGGGCGGCGCCGCCUCCGCGCUGCGCCAGACAGCGAGCUCCACAGCAGCCCGAGCCGAGCCGGGCAGCCGCACCACGGGGCGACAGGUCCGCCGGCGCGGGCGCGGGGAGACCGACGGGCACGCGAGCCCGCCGGAGGGCGAAAGCUCCGACGCCCGACUUGUGUGCAGCUACACGGCUCUCGGCUCGAGUUCCCCGGCUCGCGCAGCCAGCUGGGUGGGUCGUGGCGGCAGGGCGCGAAGGCCCUGGGACGGCGGCUGGGCUCCAAACUCUUCGGUGGAGGAGGACGUCCAGCCUUUCGACGCCCGCCGCGAGGCGCCCGCGCCACCCCGUGCGUGGGUGACCGCAGAGGGCGCCGCUGCCCGCUUCCUGGCGCAGACGGUUCAGGGGCAGCUGCUGAGCUCCCUCAGCGAGGCGGUGUGCACUGUCGGUCACACAGUGGCCCAGGAGACGCCGCGCGCGUCGCUGCUUCUCGGGGCUCCCCUCGGGCCUCCGGUGACCCGCGCGGGGCCGCGAGCCCUUGGGGAGCACAGCGACGCCUCGCCGAGCGGAGCUGGGGGAGACGCGGCGUCGCGCCUCAGAGCCUCAGGCAGCGCGGCGGCGCAGAGCUCGCGCGGCGUGCCGUCUCUUGCCCUCGCGGAGGGUGCGUGCGGCGCCGGCGGCAGUCCGCUUGCAGGCCGCACGGGGGCACUCGAGCCCGACGGUCUGCCGCGCGGCGGAGUGGACCUGGCUCACUCGUUCCUUCAGGAGCAGCAGCGCGACGCGCGGCUGGCGGUGACGCGGGAGGCCUUUCUCACGGGGGUUCACGUCUGCCAGCUGCGAGUUUGUGAAAAAAUUCCGUCCGCGUUUCUUGUCGAGGGCGUCGUGGCAGCCGGCACCUGGCGCCCGGCCUUCGACGCGCUCUACGAAGUCGGCGUGCUUCUCGGCGACGCGGAGCUCGCCGCGCCUUACGCCACCUCCUGGGUGAGGCCGAGGCGCCCCGCGCGGACGUCGGCUCAAAAGAAGAGCGAGGCGCAGACGCGCACGAAAGGCAGCGAAGGCAGCGGCGAGGGGAAGUCGCGACCAGCCGCGCGCCUCUACUGCAGGCGCGUGGCGGCGGGCGCCGGGGCCGGCGAGGCGCCUGCUAGCGGGACUCUGACCGGCCGACCGGGCGCCUGUGGGCUGCGCUCCGACGGCCUAGUCUGGACAGCGUGGGGGGUCGGAGAACGGAGACGCCCCGAGUGGUCGACUCGCGUGGGCUCUGACGCGCCGCGGCGCGGGUCGGGGGACGAAGCCCGGCGCAUGCAGAGAGGGGGAAGGAAGAAGCUGCGCGCACACGAAGAAACCGGGGCGCGCGAAGACGAACGCGGCCGCAGGGCGGAGAAGGAGAUCGGCACCGCGGCUUCAGGCGCGGAAGACGAACUCGCAGACGAAUGUGGAGUGUAUCACCAGCUGGGCUCUCGAUGGAUUGAGGCAAUGCGGGCGGGAGAGAAAUUCGAAGAGGGAUACAGGACGUGGACUUUGACGCUCAUGCUCAAUAUCGAGGUGGGAGAACUGGACGUCUUCCUCGAGGGAAAACUGCUGCACACCUUCCACAGCCUUCCAAACAUCUCGUUGGCGGCCCGCGGGUCUGCGGAUCUUCCCGGCUCGCGCUCGCCGCUGACGCCGACGGUGGGCUACCGCUUCGCGGUUUCGCUGUCUUCUCCGUCCCACGCAGUGGCGCUGGAGCCGCUGCCGCAUCUGGGUCCGGCGGAACUCGAUCGGCUGGUCAACCGCCACUGCGCCGCCUCGCGCGCGCUCCUGCCGCCAGCUGUCUCCGCCGUUGGCGACCCGCGCGCGCUGACGGCGGCUCUGAGUCACGCCCUGCUGCGUCUUGCCCUCAAAGGCAAGUUGACUGGCACGUGCCGCUCAGCGGUCGCUGCGGCGUCUCGCGCCGCGGGCUUGGGGCGGCCUGCGGCCGCCGAGGAGGCGCUGGAGGAGAUGGGUCAGGAUCGAGGGAAGUCGCGGCGCGAGGGCGGCGCUCCAGCGUCUGCGGGCACUCCGCCGUCUGCCGGGGCCCGCCGUAGGCCCUCGGCCGCGGCGAGCGGAGGAGCUCCGGAGGCAGCGGCUCGGGAGAGCGAUCCCUGGCACCGCGCGCGCGGCCUCGGCGUCACGGAGUGGGUGAAGGCUGACGCGCUGACCCUCGGCCUCUUGAGGGAGUGCCUCGCUCUUACGUGGAUAACGCUUUGCCGGCAGGCGGAGACCGCAGCGGCGGAACGUCUCCGCCGCCGAGACGAGAAGCAAAACCGCGCGUUAGCGCCACAGUGUGAAGCACAGGCCGAGCAGUCGGUGCGCGUCGGACCAGAGAAGCGAGGAGGCGAUUUUCAGAGCCCCUGCAGGCGUAGAGCGGCCGCGAGCGCCUCCGAAGAGACAGCGGAGCCAGAGGCGACCCUCAGCCAUCUGUCUCCAACGCCGUCUCUCGGUGUAGAGUCACUGCCCCUUUCUUCUUGCGCGUCCCCGCGCCCGUGGUCCUUGCCUGCGGCGGAUUCGGUUCAGCAUGUUGGCGACGAAGUUGAUUCUCAGUCGAGCGCGGUGCUAGGGACGUUCUACUGCCUCUUGCACCUGUGGACGCUCCUGCUGCCUCAGGCGCCGCUGCCUGCCCCGGAGGGCGGUGCGCGCGCUGGCGGUCCUCCGCCAGGCUGGUGGAGAGCGUCGCCGGCGGAGGACGCGCAUUGGCUGCGAGAUGUCUUCAGCAGGAUCGGCUCGCCGGCGGCCGCGUGUGCUUCGUCUUGGGUCGUCGCGGGCAGCAGCGGUUUGUCUGUGCGCGGCGCGGAUGUGGAUCAGGCACGCGAGGCAUGGGGCGAUCUGCCGCUCUCGGUCUUCGCCGUAGGAGCCCUCUUCCGAGGCGCCAGUCAUGUGCGCGACAGCGGCGCGAAGGCACUGUCCGGCUCAGGCGCGAGCGACCGCAAUGCGUGGUGUCUGCAGCUCGCCAGCGAAGGGGCCUUUCACUCUCGAGAGGCGGCUGAGGGAGACAGGCGGGGCGUGUCUCCGGGGUUCUGCGCUCAAGUCCUCGCGCAGUGUGCGUCUCCUGCGUGGCAGCGUCUCAUCAUCAGCGCGGCCGCCGAGGCAGCGACGGUCACCUUCUGCCGCGCGCUGGUCGUCGCGCCGUUCCUCGCGACAGCGGGGCUUGACUCCUUCUUUCUCUCUCGCGCGUUUCUCCGCAUCGCCCACCCUGGUUUCCUGGAGGAAGGGGGCGAAGGCGACGCGAGUUGGCUUCGAAAAGGACCUGCGACGAACAGAGGAGGCGGCCUUGCCAACGCACGAAACGACCGGGCGGAGGCAUCCGAUGCGGGGGCGUCACGCGAGAGGGACGCAGAGGAGGAGGAGGCGCGGCAGCAGGCCUCUUGGCUGGGCGGUACGCACAGAGCCGGAAGUUCUGCAACGGACCUCCAGGGCGGCACAGCAUUUGACCCCUUGCUGUGUGCGGCGCUGCCUGCAACGGUGACGGCUCUGGAGGAAUUCCACGAGCGCGUCUACGCGCCGCUUCUGACGGGGCCUGUGCGGACCUCUGCACGGCCCUCGCCCCUCUGCGGCUUCGAGCUGCGGAGUCUCGCGAGCCGCGCCCUCGCGGCGCUGGCGACGUUGGGAAGCGACGGCGGCCUGCUCGCGCUCGCCGCCACUCACUGCCCGGGCUUUAUUCUUUUGAGACUUCUACGCGUUCUGCUGGCGCUCGCCGCGCCGCCGUCGAGCGUCCUCCUUGAGCUAGAUGAGGCGAGGCGACCUUCUCGCCCGCGGGUCGCUUCGGCUCCCGCGGAGGACCUCGCUGAGGACGCGGUGCAACUCCAGGGAGAAGCCAGCCUCGAGGCUGGAGACGGGCCAGCAGGAAGAGAACACUCCGGUUGCGCGCAGGGUGUGAGCGCGAAGGCAGCGAGGAGAGCGCAGAGGCACUGUGCCCGGCGCACAGGCAGCGACUCGGGCUCGCCCCUGAGCCGCGCCGACGGCCGCAGGCGCGCGAAGGGCGCGGUAGGAGACCAGCAGCUGCUGCUGGGGGCUGUGACGCGUUUGACGCGUCUCGCAGUUCGCCCGCUGCGGCGGCUGCUGCUGCAGCUCUUUUUGUGCGCGCGCAGAGAGUUUUUGCAUGCGGUGGUGGAGGCAAGGGAGGAAGAAAUGAAGUGGAAAAGCGCGCGUGAGCUCGCCUGGCUCAGGCAGUGCCUCCGCGGCAGUCGCGGCCCCGCGCGUGGAGAGACCUCGAGCCGCGAAGCAUCGGAGAGACGAGGAGUGAGACAGGGGGACUCGAGCCUACGAGACGGAGGAGCCCAGCGUUACCAGCCGAGUAGCGACAGCGAGACGGAUGCAGUCGGCAACGAGCAGAGCGAGCCAGCAGUCGCGCCGCCCGACGGGUUGUCGCAGGGGCCUGCUGGGCGAGGUAGGCGCCGCGCCGCGCCGUUCUACUACUUCGGCCCUCUCUCAGAGGAGGACGACGAGGGCGCGCAGAGCCAGUCGCCGCAGGAGCCGUCGUCAAGCGGGGAUGAAUCUCCAUUUGUGCCGGGGGGGGGAGCGGCCGAAGACGAGCGCGGGGGGGGUCAUGCCGGACUCUCGCGGCGAGGAGACUGGGGGGCGGCUGAUGAGGAAUCUAGGUCUGUCUCUCGCGGGGAGCGAACCGCGCAAAGAAGAGAGGAUUCACCCGCCUUCCUUGCGCCUGCAGAGCCUUCGUCUCCUCUCCUCUGCAAACUCGAGCGCCACCUCGACCUGUUGACCGCGGCGACAGAGCUCGUCUUCGAUGCGCUCGCCGCCGACGCCGAGGAGCUAUCGCUGUCUGUUCCGCCGGCAGCUCGUGGAGAUACUUCGUCGUCCACGUCGGCAUGCGCGUCGUCUGGCGUUUCGCAUGCUAAUUCGGCGUUUGGAAGGGGAUCGUUGCGAGUGAGAGUGAAGUGCUCAAAGGGCCUGCUGACGCGCGUGUGUGAGCUGGUCGUUUACCAGAUUUUCCUCUUGGUGAAGUUCCGGAAGCAGCAGCUCUUCCUCACGCUCGAACCCGCGCUCUCGCGCGCGCUGCACUCGGCAGGUGCCGCCGCCGAGACGCCGAGGCGCCCCGCCAGCCUUCUGCUGCAGCGAUUCGACGUCUUCCUCGUGGCGCUGCUGCCGCGGCUGCUGCAAUUCGCGCAGCGCCUGUCGACCGCGGCCGUCUACGCAGACCUGGUGCUCGCUGUCUGCACCUCGGCCGACCCGGGCUGGCGGUUUUUGGAGGCCUCCUGCUGCCGGCUGCCUGCGGCGCAGACGGGAGGCGCACGGCGCAGACGCGCGGCGGAGACCCACACGAAGUCAAAAGAAGACGAGCACGAGAGCGAGGCGCGUCAAAACAAGCGAAUGCGCGGCCGCGUGAGGGGCGCGGAGGGCGACGGAGUGCUGGUCUGUCGGCCAGAUGCGUUGCCUGCGCUAGCUAACGCGCUCCGGGGCACGCGAACAAGGCGAGAGAGGUGGGGCGACAGGCGACGGCGAGGGGGAAGAGGGGUGCACUGUCUCUCGUCGCUGUCGUCUUCAGAGGGCGACGAUGACGCGGCUGGAGGCGAGGAAGAAGACCGAAGCUGGCUGGGCGAGAGCGUCUUCGCGCUCCCUCCGCCGAGCGCGGCGUAUCGCCGCGUGGCUCAGGAGGCGUCGUGCGUCUACCUCAUCGAAACCCCCCACCCGGUGGCGCCGAUUUCAGACUUCCACCUUUGUCUAGAUUUCACUCGGCUGUUUUCCGCCUCCAAGCGCCCGGCGCCUUCUUCGCCGGCCUCACAGAGACUCGAGCAGGCCCCGUGGGGUGGCGGGGGCGGCUCGGCGGCUGAGGCGCGCGGCGCCCAGCGUUCAGGGUUUGGGACGCACGAGCUGCACGUACACCCCAGCGGCGCGCCGCGCGAGGGCCCCGAGUUCCUCGGCCUCGAAGGCGGAGGACCGGCUGCGGACUACGAGGACUGGCUGAGGGAAGAAGAGGAAGAGCUAGUCGGCGGGAACUUGGCGCAGCGCGUGAAGAUCAAAUUUGACCCCCGAAGCAACACCUCUGAUUCCGGCGCCGAGCUCGCCAUCCGAGUCGUCACGCUGAGCGGCGUCAAGUCGCACCAGUGCUUCGAGCGGAGCUUCCCGCGACUGAAGUUCCGCGACGUCAAAUCGAUUGAGUUCGACUUCGGCUCUGCGUAUCCGAGCGUCGAUUGGGGGUUUCGCUGCCAGGUGGAGGCGUAUCGGCGCUUCACGCGGCCACAGACGCAUCCGGCCUUGGAGCUGCUUCUCGUGACCUACGAUGCCGCGUUUUCUUUGAUUCACCACGUUGUUGAAGAUCUGUCGCCGUUCCUCUAUCAUUUUUCGACAUCCCCGUCCUCGGCCUCGAGUCUGCUCACCGCGUUGGGAGGCCCCGCCUUCGCGAGCGCCGUGGCGGCGCUGCGGCCUCUGUUGCUUUCGCAGGAGUUCGUUUUUUCUCGACCCUCCCCGUCGUUCUGUGCGUCGCAAGCACCCCGUCGCAGCGUCCCCGAUCUGACGCCUGCCCACUCGACGCAGGCUUCUCUGCCCUCCUCAGCCGCCGCCUGCCGUUUGUUUCCCUCCUCCCUCUUCGGCGCUGGCGGGGCCGACGCUUCUGCGGUCGCGUCGCUUGUCCCGUGGGCGUCGUGCGCCGGUAGCCUCUACGCCGCGGCCUCUGAAGUGCGGCGACUGGCGCUCGAGUCUGGCGUCGCGCGCGAGCAAAGCGUCGGCGCGCCUCCUCGUCUUGCGUCUCUCUUUUCUUCCAGCUUCUCGCCGCGUCAUCCAGUCUCUGCCUCACCUGAUUCCUCGCGUCUUUUUCCGUCAAGUCUCUCGGUUCAAUCCUCAUCGAAGUCUUCUGUCCUGCCCUCAGGGGCUCCUGCUCGCUCUCCGUUGGACCGCUGUUUCGUGGCGUCUGCGUCCUCUUGUUCUGCCUCGGCGCCUUCGGGUGGCGCGCCGUCGGCGGCCGCGCCCGCGCUGCGCGACGCGCUGCUGGACUUCGUUCGCGGCGAGAGUGCGGCUGCUCGAGAGCUCAUUUCGCUCGGCCGGCGUUUCUUCGCUAGUCCUCUCUCGCGCCUCGCGGGGCAGCAGCUCCUUCCCGGCGACUUUUCGCAUAUGGCGGCCGCCGAGCGCGCGCUUCUUGCGCUGCAUCUGCUUCUGCUGCCGGCCGCAGCUGACCUCUUCCUCGCGCUCUACGGCGGAUGCCAAGAAGCAGAAGCGAGGAAGUCCGAGACGCGGCCCAAGCCGGGGACGGAGGCGGACGCAGGGAGCCCCGCAUCUUCGUCAUCUUCCUGCUCGUCUGCUGCCUCGUCUACUCGGUCCACAGCGUCUUCUGUCUCUCAGCCGCUGCCGCGGGCGCUUCAGCUGUUGUGGCACGCGGCGGCGCAGCGGGCGCGGCUGGCGGUGCAUCGCAGCGCGCAGCUCGCGUCGGGCUCGCGCGAGUCUCCUGCAAGCUCGGCGCCCGCGCGAGCCGCAGCGGCGCCGGCUGAGGCCGCGUUUAAGUGGCAAAGAGCCGCGAUUGCCCAGCGCAUCACCGACUGCGCGCUGUUUGUCCUCGCCAGCCUGCGGCUGUCGCCAACCGCUCUGGCGGCUCGCCGCGCCCGGCGCUUUUCGAAAACGCACUCUCUGCCGCUGGAGCCCAUGGGCCUGCGCGCGUGGCUCCUGAGCGACGUCUCGCUGCAGGCUGUGCUGCGUCUCGUCGUGAACAGCGCGGCGUCUCCGGUACCUUCGUCGCUGCAGAUCGCGAGCUUCAGCGUCGCUGUCGAGCUGCUGCAAAGCUACAACGCGCGCCUCUGCCUCGCCGCGCAGGCGCUUGAGUUCCUUCUCCACGGCCUCCAGCGGACCGUCGUCCUCCGCGGCCUCCUCCGCCGGCGCCUCGAGAGCCAUCAAGGAAGCGAAGAAGGCGGGCACCACGCGGCUCACUGUGACGCAGCGAGCGGCGAUGGAGCCGCGCACGCCGCCGGGGCCUCGGGCGCCGUCGCGGGGGACGGGAAGGCGACGCAGGGGGAGGGCUUCGUUGGCAGCGAAGGAGACAGCACGGCAGGCGAAACAGAUCUCGAGAGCGAGGAGGAGUCCGUCGCGUGGGACGGCUCGGCCCAAGUCGGCGAACUUUCGUGCUUGGCCGUCGAUGCUUCAUGGCGUCUUCUGCGCUUCCUCGACGGCCUCGCGGGGGCCCUUCUGGCUGAGACACCAGACGAAGAAGACGCGCUGCCUCUCGUCGCGCCGUCUGCACUGCCGAGAUGCUUUCUGACCGACUACGAGAAGCUACUUCGGCCGGUCCUCUCGUUCUGUGGAGCGCCGUUCGCCCUGGCGCUCAUGUUGCCGCGCCGCUCGCUCGCCCCUCUGCCUCUCCCUGCCCUCCCGCAGUUCCUGCUGCAGACAUUUCUCUGCUGCUCCGCCGGAGGGUCGUCCGCCUCCUCGUCCUCCCCUUCGUUGUCCGCUCUCGCCUCCGACUUGUUUGCGCAGCGCGCCUCGCUGUCUCGUCCGGUGCGGGGCGUAUCUCUGGAGCCCGGCGCAGCCCCCGCCUGCGGCGACGCUCUGGUCUCCGCGCUGUGUGGGGUCACGGAGACGCUUGCGCAGUUCCUCUUUCUCUCGGCCGCGGGCCCCGCCGCGCCACCCAGCGUCCACAGCCCGGCGUACCCCUACGGGUUCGCCGCCCAGGUGGCGGCGCUGUCCCGCGCGUGGCUCGCGCCCUUCCUUGUCGCGCUCCUUGUGAGCGCCACCGCCGCGCGCUGCGCCCGCCUGGCGGCCUUCGGUCUCUGGGCGCCGCGGCGCCCGACAGGGCACGAUCCCACGGCGGAGGCGGCGGACGCCCGCGCAGGUGGCAGAGACGCUGCUGCUGCACAGAGCGAACGAGCUGCGACGCGGCGACGAGAAGCCGAGAGCUUGCGCGGUGCGCGCGAGCAGGCCCUAGCCGUCUUGAGGUGCGUAGAGAGUGUCGUGGAUGCGGCGGGAGUCGCGCUUCAUAGAAUGCUUGAAUGGCAGACUCCGAAGCGCCAUUUCCUCAUCCCUGACGUUUUCUCGGGCCCUGCGCCAACUGAGACUGGUGCGCGGCUGCCGCAGCUGCGCGCCAGCCGGGUAGGGAGUGCGCAACGCGAAGGAGAGGCGCCCGUGAUGCUGGCGGGCUGCGCCGUGGAGCAGCUUUCGAGUAUAGGGCGGCGUGACAGCUGGCUCGCGGGGCGCCGUUCCUGGAGGGACGACGGCGACGGGUCCUUGAUGUCCUCGUAUCGGCGAGCCUUUCGAAGGCGCUCGUCCUCUUCCUGCUGGUCUACCGCCGGUGGGAAGGAUGGCGUCCUGCGUGUGCCGCCCUGUCUCUCCCCUGGGAACAAGCCUGCGUUCCCGCCGACGAGCCGCCCGCUGCCGCCAGUGAGCUACAGCGACGCGCUUGUCGAGGUCGCCCUGGUGUUUGUUCCGCUAAGCUCUUCAGAUCCCGCGCCUGCUGUCUCUUGUUCGUCGGCUCCCCACCCUUCGCAGGGCCCAGCGCCUUCCAGCGUGCGCACCGCGGCGCUGGAGUCGAUUCCGGCCGAGGCCACAGUCACCAGGCUGCUUGAGAGACACUUCCGAAGAGUCGAUCAGUGCGUAGUAAACAUUCGCCUGCGUGGCAAGGGCGGAGACUCGCCCGCGGAGACGGACCAAGAAAACAGUCUUGCUGGACAGACCGCGUCUGCUGAGGCGACGCCACACUGUCGCAGUGGUGCGCCGGCACCUGCGGCCGCGGGUCGAGAGCUGCCCGCGUCGCCCGGAGCUGCCUCUGAAGAGCUUCAGGCUGCUCCUGCGGCGGCUUCUAGCUCGCCGGUCGGUGCCCCGCUUUCGGCGCCGUCGACGCGGCCUGCGGCGGCGGUGCGCGUGGAGCUGUGGGCGCGGACGGCGGGGCAGGCCUUCGCAGAUCUGCUAUCAGCGGAGGAUCCCCUCUCCUCGCCUGGCUUCGAGAAGAAGCACUCCGGCGGCGCGGGCGCCGCCCACCAUCGUCGCCGGCGUGUGCGCUACUCGUGCUAUGCGAUCGUCACGCCGAAGAAGCGGGAAACAGGCGUCCUGCAGCGGGUGGUCGAUGGAGCUCAGCGGGGGCGCAGCGCAGAUCUGUUGGGCGCGGUGGCGGAGACGCUUGCCGAGGGGGAGCGUGCGUCGCAGCAGGUGGGCGUCGUGCGGGCGACUGAGAGAGCGGUCGCCGCACAGAGUGGAGAGCGAAUCGAGCGCGAGACGCCGGGAGGCGGUGUGGAGGCAGGAGGCUCGGUGCUUCGGCGCACGCCGUCGCUGCGGGCGCGCUUCCUCGUCGGGCUCGACGGGGCGAGGGCGCCGGCCGAUACCGCGGGGUUUCUCCUCGCGCCUUCUCGUCCAGGGGGUCGUGGUAGUAGCGGAGAUCACGCGCAGCUCACCGCACCGUCCGCGUCUUCCUCGCCGAGGCUGCCGGCGCGCGCGGAGAGUCCGCAGUUCUCGACAGACUCGCCUCCGCUGUCUUCUUCUUCCUCGCCCUCUAGAGAGCUCGAGCCGCGGUCGCGGGAGGGCGGGGCCUCGACGGCGGAGGGCGCCGCCGCCGCGGAGCCCGCGAGCCCCCCCGUUCCGGGGUCGCGCGGAGCGGGCAAGGCAGAGGGCCGUGAAGAUCGCGAAGAGGAGGGCGAGAAGGAGUGGUGGCGGGCGGACCCCGAGAGCUCAACCAAAACUAAGCUGGUGCAGCUCGCCGAGAAGAAGGGCAGGGUACCCGCGUGGCUGGGCACCACACCGUUCAUCCGCCUCCUCGUCCCCGAUGCGCAGGCCUGGCAAGCGGCCGCCGAAUGCGCGGCGCUCGCGAGCGAGCCGCGCGUGAUCUUCUGCGCCGGCGACCGCAUGCCCGCGGGAGGUGCGCAGGCGAACCACGCAGUCGUCGCGCGAGUGCGCCUUGCGAGGGACGCGGAGGCGGGCGCGAUGGCAACCCCGACCAGCGCGACGGCAGCGAGGCGUGACAGCCCGCGUGUCGAGCCAGCAAGACGCUGGCGCGGAGAGAGCGCCGAGGGGAAGGCACAAGGGCGCCGCAGCGAGCGACGAGGCGUGUGGGGAGGUUUCGCGACCAUGCAGCCGGGCGGCAUCGUGGCUGAGAUGGGCGCACUGUGCGAGCUGACAGCCGACCAGCUUCAGCGGGGCUUCGACUCACAAAUUCUCGCGCUUUCCGCCUCGAAUGCUCACCGCGUAGGAACUGUCGGUCGCCGAGACGCUCUACCUCUGCACGUCCUCCCUGCCUCCUGCUCCUCCCCGCCUCGCGGCUGCUCUUCGGCUGGCGUCCAUUCUAACCUCGUCUCAUCCUCGUCGAGUGUGGUGGCAAACGCUCUCCCCGCCGCAGCGCCGCGCGCCGACAGGUGUCUGAGUCUGCGGCAGCAGUGCGUCGCAGCUUUGCAGGCCCUGGACGCCCUCGAGAUGCAGCGCAACUGGCUCCACGUGGUCGCCGCGAUUUGCGAGUACCUCUGGAUGGCCUUUCGCGCCGCAGUGACGCUCGCGCUAAGCCCGCAGGUGCGCGCGAUUUCGGCCUUCCUCGCCGCAACCGCGCAAGCAGCUGAUGGCGCCGCACUCGCCUCAGAGGCGCCCAAGGCUGGGGGCCGCCGAGGCGACCGCGAACGGGAGGCAGGCGGCCCCGCGCCAGAUGAAGAGACGCUGGCCGCGUGCAUGCACAGCCAAGCAGCUCGACAGGACAGAACAGAAAUCCGAGAAGAAGGAACCACGCGUGGGGCGCAUAGGCGCGCAAACGUGCACACUGACGCAGGCGCGAGCGUGGGCAUCUCGCCUGUCGGCACGUGUCUCAAACACUUUGCUUCGCUUCUGAUGUGGAGUGUUGAGCACCUCGAGCACGCGUCGUCCAAGGUCGGAGACGGCUCAGGCGUUGCGGGCUGUCGUGAUGUUGCAGCCGACGGCGCGGCGAGAGGGGGAAGGAGCGCCCCGGUGCCUUCUUUGUCGCACUGCCUGCGUCGGGUCCUCGGAGAAGGCCCGCCGGCAUCACGCGGCAGCGGCUGCGAGGGAGCGAAUCGAGAGGAUGGAGCAGUUUCGUUCCUCCCUUCUGCGGGUCCUGCGCAGGUCGCUUCUCUCAUGCUCCGCCUUCUCGAUGUCUCCUCAGGUGUCUCAAGGGAUCUUGACAAGCAGGCCUCCGCGUCAGUUUCCUCGUCGAACGGCGGACCCGGCAGCAGGGCGGCUCCGCGCGACGAUGCUGCAUCGUCAUCAUCAUCUGCGUCGUCGCCCGCCCCCUCCCUCUCACCCGCAGCCUCUGCGGCGUCGUCGACGCUCCGCCCUUCUCCGCUGCUGGCGCUGCACAUUGCGGCGCAGCGCUACUUCCAUCUGACGCCCGCGCAGAUGCCGCCUCUGCUGCCUGAGAUGUGCAUCCCCGGGGUCGGCCUGGGCAGUAACUACUUGACCGAUCUCUUCUGGCACACGACGCUUCAAAGAGAGUCCUGCGCGCCGCCGUUCGCUUCCUCCUCGGCAGCCGCGGCAGGAACGGCGCACGCGGUCGCCCGCCGCGAGUCACCCAGGCUGGCGGCGCAGGCCGCGCUGCAGGCAGCCCUGGCGGCGCACCUUCGCCGCCUCGCGAGGCUUAGAAGCGGCCGCCAGCAGCGCCAGCCGUCUGUCUGCGGAGCUGGCGGACGCGACGAGGCGCGGAGGAAGAUCACGGCGGAGCUCGGCGGCCGAAUACGAAGGCAGGACCGGGCCGAGGGCGAGGAGGCGCACGUGGAGGCAGGAGGAGAUGCAGGGGGACGGGAAGCAUUCGGGGUGCCGGCGUCGCGAGAGCGAGCUCGCCACGACGGCCGUGGUGUGGGCUCCGAAGCCCCGAAGUGGAUCUCAUGCACCGAACAGUGGCCGCUGUGCCUGACUGCCGAGACGAUUGCCGUCGCCCUUCUGCAGCUGCUCCAGUGGCUGUUUGAGUCUCGAGGGGUCGAUGUCGCUGACGAAGGCGACACGCACGUCCAGGCUCUGUGGGGUAUCUCGCCUGCCGCGGGCGCUCUUGCGUCGCUGCGAAGGAGGGAGGCCGAAGAAGCAAACGCAUGCGCGGAGGGCGGAGCCGAGCAGGACGGCACUUUUCAGCAGGGCCUCGGCGACCGCGAGAGGUGUGAGGACUUCUGGAUGGAAAACCUGCUGCCUCGGCUUCUCGCCACGAGUGUGUGGGGGCGGCCGUACCUAGGCAGAUGUGUGUUUCGCUUUUUGCGUCUUCUUCUUCUCGCCCGCUUCCGCGCCGCGGCGUCGCGCGUCUCGAUACUCGCGCGGAGACAGAGGCGACAGCCCGCGACAGCGCGGCUCGCCGGCAGGCCCUGUGAGGAGGGGAAACACUCCGCGGAUUCUCCUCCUGUUCCAUUCGUCACUUCGGUUGCCGAUCUGGUCCCCACCCCGGUCGCGCUCGCGCCGCUGCUUCCCGCGCCUCCCGCGUGGCUGCUGUGGGACUUCACCGGCCUCGGCGUGUCGCAGGCGAGGGACGCCGAAGGCGGCGUCUGUGUGUUUUCUCCGUCUUUCGAAGCGGAAAGUCAAGGGGCGCGGUCUCCACAGCACGCCUUGCAGCAUGACACCGAAGUGCCAGUGAGGCAAACCGCUUUCAUGCACACGCCGGUCACCCAGACUCUACACACAGGCCCCCAAGGCGAGACCGCCGAAGAUGCCAAACAGACACAAGGCCGCGAGAGGUUCGAUGAAGAACCGCAGAAACGUGUGGCGAAAGAGGGAUGGAGGCCGCUUAGCUCCCAGGGAUCUGCAGGGGCCCAGAAACGCGGCGCGGGGGCCUUGGCGCCUCAGCUCUCGCCGCUGGGGUCGGAACUCGGAGACGCCGCGCCCGCGUCGCCUCCCCUUGUAUCUGGCUCUGCUUCACACGCAGGCGCACGUGAAGAGCCUCGGCUUCCCGCGGCCGCCUCGCCGCGGAAGCGCCAGAAGUCCUACGCCGUUCCUGCGCCGCCUGCGGGUCGGUCCGACGCGUCCGCGCCCCUGUGGCGCGCGCCGUCGCUUCUGCCUCUGGUGGUGCUUAGGGCGGCGCUGCCGCUGCCUCUCUCGGGGCCCUGCUGGUACCGGCUGGCUCUCAAGCCGGGCUGCGGAUGGUUCAAGUUGACGGCGCUGAACGGCUUCGCAGUUCGGCGCAUUUGCCUUGGCCAGGCGAAGCAGUCGAGCCUCAAACACGCGGACCUCAUGGCCUGCGCCGGCCUCGAAGUCUCCACGCAGAGGGCCGGCAAAGACUUCGGAUUCAAGAGCCAGGUGACUCCGCUGGGGCAGCAGCUGACUGCGCUGGAGCAGGAGACGCAGCUGCGGCCGUCUGGGUAUCCCAUUCCGACGUCGUCCUUCAUGGACAUUAUCACGCUCGCGAAGCCGGAGAAGAACGUCUUGAAAAUACGGGUCGACGGCAAGGGGCUGUGGACCGUGCCUCUGCUGCAUCCGCACGUGAAAGUCAGCUUGGCAUCCCCGACGUCUCUCCUCUCGCGCGCCGCUGCCUCGUCUCGAGCCGAAGGCGGCUCGCAGCUUGACCUGCAAGCGAGCUCCGUAGGGCUAGGACGGUCGCGGGGCGGCAAUGCGACGGCCGAAUCUCGGCGCGUUCGCUCCUCGGUUUUCCGUGUGCCGGCGGACUCCUCAAAUGCCGCUGGUGCCGACCGCCGCGGCCUCGACCGGGCACUGCCUCAGCUGUCAACGAUGCACGAGCUGCAUCUCUGCAUUGUGACUCAGGUCUGCAGCAGGGACGCCUUUCAGCUGUACAUACACCGGAACACGCCGGAGAUGGAUAUGACGCUCAGACACCACAGGAAGUUGAAUGCGCUCCUGCGGCGAGUGCACACGCUGCAUGCGAGCUCGCUGAGGGUCCCCACGGCCGCGGAGACAGAUCCGUUCCUCGCAGACUGCUGGCCGGUGCCUCUGCAGCAGCUGCCCGUUCUCCCCGCGUGCAACGCGCCGCCUAGUCUCAGGUUCGCGUCCUUCGCCUACCCGUCGCCUGCGACUUCGGUUUGCAAAUUGCAGCCUCGCGCAUCUCGACGCCAGAACGGGCAGCUCGGCGCCAGCGUCGGCCUCGCCUCUCCGUCAGCUUCCUCGUCGCUUUCGCGGCCCUCAGUGGGCGACGGCGUGGAGGCGCAGCGGAGGGCCGCGGAGCGGCUUCUCGCGCAGGAAGUCGACAGCCACGCGCAGGCGCUGCGCUGGCGGUGGGCGAGCCUGCUGGGCGACAACGCGCUGCUUCGGCAAAGCGUCCAGCUGCGGCGGAGUUUCCUCCUCGGCGUCUUGGCUAUCCGCGCGGCGACGCGCCAGGUGCGCGCAGAGAGCGGCCUGCGAGGACGGAGGCGGCGGGAGGCGCAGCGCGGGUAUGGGGAGCGUGGAACCGCGGCGUGGGGAGAAGAACCCGGGCGCUCCGAGGACGCAGACCGCGGCAACGGAGAGCGCUCGGGAAGAACGACAACGGGAGGCGCAAGCAGCGCAGCGCAGCGGACAGCGUGCGUCGCCGAGUCCAGCGGCAGAGACGAACUGGAGGAGCGGGACGUCGCGGAGCGAGAGGAAGGAGAGGCGCCCAUCGUCGAUACAGAGGAGGAGCUUCUGGGCGACUUCCUCACGGCGUUGCUGGACUCGAUGGUCGAUUCGCUCGACGAAUUCGAUGCGUGGACGCGGCAGAGUGUCCGCGCGCAGCCGCUCCCGUUUUCCGCUCUUUUUUCGGCGGCUGCCUCACCCCGCUCCGCUCCGCCCGCCAGCGAGGUGCACAGAGACCCGCGGACAGGCCUGGACGGCGCUGUCGAGGCGAGGGAGAGAAGAGAGAAGAGCUUGGGCGGCGAGACGGCAACGAGGAGCCCCAGCGGGCCUUCGCCUUCGUCUGCCGCCUCCGAGCGCGGGCGUUUUUUCCACUUUCUGCACAAGCAGACGUCCGUGGAGGCGCUGAAUCGGCUGCGCCAGGUGUUAAGUCGUCUCUCGUCUGUGCUGAAAUUCUUCGUUCUCGACGGCGCCGCGGACGACGCUGAGACGCCCGCGGAGGUGCUGCCGCACCUGACGGGCGAGUCCUCUUUCAACGACUUUGAGCGGCUGUGGCUCUCUGGCGUUUUCCAAAAAAACCUGGGCGAGACUCUGCGAGAGGCCGCCAGCGCCGGCGGCAGUCGCGCUCCCGCCGCCGACCGCCGAAAACUGGCUCAGGCGCCCGCACAGAGUCUCCACACCUUCUCCAAGCCCUGGUUCCCACAAGGCGUUCAAGCGACAAACUACUGGGGCAUCGCCGGCGCCCUCGCCUCCCCCGCGUUCGCCGAGCACCGGGUCUGGCGCCCGUUCUUCCUUCUCCGCGCUGACGGAGCCCAAGCAACGCAGGACCCGCGGUCCCCCUUCGGACCCGUCGGGCGGCCGGCCCCUAGGCUGUGGGGCGGUGAAGCCGUGGAGGAGGCAGAGGAGAAAGAAGCGCUCCUGCGACCAGAGCAGAUGACAAACACGAACGAGACUUGUGCAGCAGGAAAGGCAUCCGCGGAAAGCCAAGAAGAACAUUCUUGCUGCGGUAGGCAGUCUGACUGGCGAGAGCUCUGGACUCUUGCGUGCGACAUGAAGAGCGUGGACGACGCGCACUUCCUCGUUUGUCUCUUCCGGCUUCUCCCCGCCCGGGGCGGUCGCGUCCUGCUGCAGAGGAUCCGCCAGGGCCUCAAGCGGCUGCUAGAGAUCUGUGAGGCGUGCGGAGAUCUGCGCGCCGAUGCAGCCGACUCGCCGCAGCACGCUUGCUUCUCGGAGAUUCGCCUGAUGCGCCUGUCGCUCCUCUCUUCCUUCCUUAGCGUCCUCGGCGCGGCUGAAGGCGCGGCAGUCGUCGCCGCGAGACAGCCGCCCCAGAGGGUCCCCGCCGAGUGCCGGGGCGAAGCACGUGCCGCUGAAGCCACCUCUGCAGCAGGCGAGAGGGCAGAGGCUCCAGCGAAGUUUUCGAAGGAGUCUAGCCUCGAAACCGGGGCUGUGGGCGCUGAAGGUUCUCUCGCAUCUGGCGCGCGCAGCCUCCGCCGGACCGAAGCGUCGGCGCUGGGCGUUGAAGACGCAGGCAAUGCAGACGGACGCGAAGAGGGGCAUGAUGCUGAAGCAGAAAUGAUGCUUGCGCUCCUCACGCGCGCUGCGCCUUUGGUGGCAGCCAGCGUCCCGUUCCUCCGCCGGCGGAGCUGCAAGAGCGAGCCUGCGCCGAGCCUCAACCGCCUAGGCUGCGUGGCAGACUUGCCGCAGCUCUGCGCCAUCAAAGCCGAUGUGCUGCUGCAGCGCUUCCAGCUACUCUCGUACCUCUCCCACGCUUCGGGCUACGCCGCACUUUCGCUUCCGCACCCUCCGCCGCAGCCGCCAGCGCCAGCCGCGCCGCCAUGCGCCGCACCUUGCGGCGAGCAGAGGCGCAGACGCGCCGAGGCGAAGGACAAGCAGAGAGCGCGAAUGGCAGAGGGCGAACGAGAUAAGUGGCGACAUCGCGAGAGGAAGCGAGAAGCUGGCAGGGAUGAAAAGGCGCAGACCGCGUCCGAUGCAACAACGUGCGCCUGUUGUGGUUGCUGGCUCGACGGGGAAACCGCCGACACUGAACACAGCUGCAGGAUGAAACCGGCAACACGAGCGACUCAUGAAUGCCUUUCCAGUUCUACGCUUUUCAGCGCAGACCCGCUGCCGAGUCUCGCAGGGCCCCAGGUCAUGUGUGAGAGAGAGACCCCGGAAACAGAGGCGGCGAAGAGCGGAGACACGAGGACGGGUGGAGUCGUCCGCCCAAAGACUCUCACGGCCGCCAUCAACGCGUACAAGAAGCCGUGGAAGCCCCAGGAGCGUCCGCCACUCAUUCGCGUGGCGCUGCUCACAGAGCUCCUUGAGUCUUGGCGGCUGCUUCCGCCGCGGGGGAGCGAGGCCAGCCACGCAUUCUUCGCCCUGCUCUUCCUCCUUGCCCGCGCCACGGCGGCAGCUUUCGGGCUCGCGCAUUCUGCAGAGCUCCAGUCCGCGAGAUUCGCUCGCGGCUCGGACGCCCGCGGACGAGGCGGCGAUCGUCCGAGAGGCCCGGGCACCGGAACGGAGCGAGGCGAAGCUGGCGGGAGAGACCUCGGCACAACCACGAAGCCUGCAGCGGCUCAGGAGGCCGCUGACGAUGAUCUGCAUCUGGGGUCAAGAGGACAGGAUAGACGCACAGAGCCGAGGCAAGGAGAAGAGUAUCGAGAUGGAACUUGCGACAGGGAGGAACGCACGGAUGGAUGGUCGCCGUCGGCGACGAUCGCAGAAGCCUCCGAGCUAGACAAAGAACUCUGGGAGGGCGUGGUGACGUGGCCGCAAGUCUUUUGGCUCUUUGAGCAGCUGCCGCGUCUGCUGCCUGUCUCGGAUAUGUCCCGCUGGUCGUACGGGGAGGUGGCGGCCUCAGUUUUGAAUCGGCUCGCGUCGGCGGUCUCCUUCCCGUCGCCUCCCGCCUCGGCGGACGCUUCGCUUUCUUCGUUCUUCUCGUCGCAGAACCGAGACAAGGAGCGACGCCUCGCGCUCGAGGGGACCUGGGCGUUGUACAGGGCGGACGACGACAUCUUCCGGCUGGCCCACGAGACACAGUUGACGUCGCAUCUCGCCUUUCUUCAUCGGCACGACUACGCGUCCUCGUGCAUCAUCAACACGCCGUCGUCCGUGUCUCCCUCCUGCGCGCCGUUUUUCCUCUGCCCGCCCGCCGCCGCGACCACGGCCGCCGCCUCUCUGUCGCUUCUCAACUACGAAUUCGACCCCUUCGCGUCUGCGCAGCAAACGGCCUUUUGGCGCCCAGUCGUCACAGGGGGGGGGGCGGCGGGAGGGGCGGGAGGGCCUGGAGCCCUGGGGCGAGGAGACAGAGUCGGCGAGGCAGGCCCGCUGUCCACGGGGAUCGUCGAGGGCGACGAAGAAGGCGACGGAGACGCAUACACGGCACACCACUCGCACCUCGCCGGCGGCGGCGGGUUUGCUGGGCACUACCUAGUCGCGGGCGAGCGCCUGCAAGACGGCGCGGGGCACCAGGCCCCCGCGGGCCUUUAUGGAGUUGAGGCCGAUUCCGUGGGAUCUUGGAGCGACCGGAGCGAGGACGAGGACGAGGAUCUGACUUCACUCGCUUCGCCGACAGCUGGGGGACGCGACCGCGACUCGCGAGGCUCCCGAGGAGGCGCGUCAGGUGCAGGAAGCUCUGCCGACGAUCAGGGCCUCGAAGGAAGUCGGCGUCGCUCGCGGCUAGGCGCCGGGAGGCGCCACCGUGUACGGGGGGCCCUGGCCGUCGCCGGGCUGGGCGCUGGGCGCGGUGGCGCCGGCACGCGUGACCUGGCGACCGCGGUCCUCGUGUUGGGCUCUAGCGACGAGGAGGAAGACGCGGACGACCGCGUGGGGCGAGACCAAGACGAGGGCGGGCGCCGGGCGCGUCGCUUCGAUCCGGUGGCUGUCAUACUGGAGGACGAGGACGACGAUGACGAUGACGACUUCUACGAAGAUGGCGAAACAGAGCUCGUGUUUCCUGAGGACGAGGAGGAGGAAGAAGAGAGUGACGACGAGGGAGACGAGGAAAACGUCGACGUCGACUUGUACGCCACUGGUGACGAGGAGUCGUGUAACGGAUAUCUCGAAGAUGGAGGUGUGGCGUAUGACGACGCAGAAGACAUGGACGUCGUGUUGAGGUUCAAUCCGCCUUUCCCGCCCUUCGCGUCUUCGCGUCCCCUCCCGCCGCCUCCCCCGGCGUUCGAUCGCGCCGGCGGGGGUCGCCAAGCGUUCAGCCGCGAGCGCGGCGCGGGUCGCAUUCAGGCGCCGCGCGCCGGGGAGAGGCCCUCUGCGGCGACGUCGCAGCGUCUGCGUAUUCGCGGCUCGCGGCUGCUGUCCACCUUGCUGCCCUCCCUCCCCCAGAUCCGCUCGGCGACAGAAGUCCGCUUCGGGCCCGCGUCUCUGAAUCCCCCGAUCCUCGAGCGCGCGCGGGCGGGGGCCUGGGGCCUGAGCGCCGCCGCGGGGCGCAGGGCUUCGGAGGAGUUCUUCAGCGACUUUGCGGGGCUCGACGGAGACGAAGGCGACCGGGAGAGAUGGGGGCGAGAUCGGCGCCGAAUCGGCCGGUGGAGGGCCGGCGACGGCGACGCAGAAAGAAGCCGCCGAGGGUCGCUCUGGGCGGCGACGUCCUCGUUCUCCUUCGGCAGCAGCUCAAGCACCUCGGGAGACGAUGGAGGCUUCUCUGACGGCGACUCGCUGUCUGACGGUGUGACCAUGGUCGCGAGAGUUCUGCCUGCCUCGAAUCAAGUCUCGCUUCCCCACUGCUGCAGGUCCGCGCAGAGGCUUUUAGACCGAGGGCUGCUGCGGCGCGCGCGCUCGGCGCAGGCCGAAGGAGAGGUACUCGACGAGGAGGAAGGUGGAGCGCAGGGGAGGCGCCGGACGAGCGACGGCGGAGGACGCAGCGCGGGGUCGUCGGUAUCGCCCUCGCGGUCCCCGCUUCAGCGCUCCUUCUCCUCUUCGCUCCUCUACCGCCUGCCGUCUCUGACGCAGUCCUCCACAAACACGCAUCUUUUUCCGCAGAGCAGCACCUCGCUGUGUUCGCGCCUGGGAAGUCAGACCGCCUCGAGCGGAUGGGCAGACUUCGACGCCCUGAGGCCCCUGGGCCCCGCGCGGGACUCAGUCUCGCUCAACGACGAGCGGGCUGGCGAGUCUCCGUCGCGCUGUAGCGACAGCUCGGGCCGUGCGAAUCCGCUCACUCUCUCUUCUUCGUUGAGCGGCGGCAGGCUGUCGUUCCAUGCGCCUGCUUCGCUGUCGCCAGCCUGCUCCUCUGCGUCCUUGUCCGUCUCGUCUGCUUCGCCCCCCACCCGCAGCCUGGGCGCCAGGCGGCGCGACGGCCGCGCCCCGUCCUGCUUCGCGUCCUCUGCGGUCUCGAGCAGACGGCGAGUCGCGCCCAGCACCCCGCGCGCGACACAAGACAGAGGAGACAGAGCGGCUCGCGGCGCGGACGCCGAGGACGCCCGCGCGCUCGACACCUCGCUGUGGGGUAUUCCCGAGGGCGACGGCGCCGCGAGCUCCAGGAGCAGCAGCGGCCGAUCGCAGCCUGAAGGCGUGUGCGGAGCUGAGCAGGAAGUCGCUCGCGAGGAAGCGCGCAGAGACGCCGAACGGCCCAGGGGCCUGGCGCAGGCCCUCGGGGCGGCGACGCAAGGCUGCGGAGACGACCGACUAGAAGCGGAGACGCUACGUUGCUCUGUGUGCUCUCUCCCUCUGUGCGUAGGCCCUCGCGUGUCCUCUGAAUCGUUCAAGGCGUCGCAGCGGCAAUUUGCGCGUCGCCAGCGGCGCCUGAGAGCGCGGGUGAUGCGGAGGACACGAGGCGAGACGAAGGCGAGGGAGCCGCGUCAUGAGCGAAGCGCGGGGAGCGGAGGCGAUCGAUACUUGCAAGGCGGGGGGGAGGACGAUCUCGGGGUCGUGAGCGACGCGUCGCAGACCGGCGCCGAGGCGUUUCUCAUCGGGGCUGGCGACGGCAACAGCCGCUGGCUGCUCGCUGCCUCCGCAGCGCUCGAGGCCGCGCGGAGGACGUGGGUGCUUCGGCCCUCGCGCGAGGCAUUCGCGCCGAAGGCCGGUGGCGCGUCAAGAGGUGGCGGGUGGGCAUCGGCAGUCGCUGUGGAGGAGUGCCGACUCCACGCUCCAGCAGACGAAGGCUCGGCUUGUCUGCGCGAGAACGGCGACGCACACGUGGAAGAGGGGGCGGAGACUGCGAAACGCAUGCAGAGUCCGGACGCCCACGCCCCAGCCAAGACACGGAAAACGCAAGAGGUUGGGAAGCACAAGUGUAGGAACGCGGGCGAAUCAAACACAGAGGUAAAUCUUGCGUCGCGUCCCUCUGCGAAAAUCUACUCCUCGAACGGCGUCUCACCAGGAGCAGGCACGUCGCCAACUGCCGCAGGCGCAGCCACCAGACCGUGUGACGGGGAGGCCUCAGAGCGGGGAGCCGCGUUCUCGCAGCCGACCCUCUCUCAGGCGGCGUUCUUCAGCGGUUCUGCGUCUCGCCUGCGGUCCCUGGCGUUGCCGUCAUUCUCAACUUUAACCUCCCUCCGCGUGUCCAUUGAGGCUCUCGCGCCAGACUUCGUCGUUGACAGCAGCCAGCCUGCGAGCGACAGCGAGUGGGACUCCUGCGUCUACUUUUCUCCGCGCUUUCGGCGCCUCCGAGCUGUGGAGGGCAGGUGCGCGACGUCUGGGGACUCGCAGCUUCACCUCGGCGAAGAGACGCCUGCGCACGGUUGGCUGAACGGCGACACGCUGAAGGCCCACGGCGCCGAGAAGCGCAGCGAGCGGAGAAGCUCGAGCCCAGGGGCUGGGGGCGAGUCGGGAACGCCCGCAGGCGAGGAGGCGGAGCUGAGGCGGAGGGGGAAGGAGACAGGGCGCGCGAGGGACGGCGGCGCGGCAGAUCGGUGUGGCGUCGCCGCCUAUCAGCCGUGCGCCAUUUGCCGCUACCGAGGAUUCGCGCCUUCUUCGCGCUCCUCCAGGGUCUCAGCUCCGUCCCCCUCAGGCGACGACCCCCGAGGAGACGAAGCGUCGACUCGGGCAGGGGGCGUCGGCCGUCCCCUGUGGUGGUUUCAGUGGCCCGUGGGUCUCCGUUCCUCUGUGGAGUUCAGCGCUCUCUCCUCGUCGGCGCUGGACUUCCGCGGUGCCGGCACGCGUCCACGGCUCGGCUGGUUUGAACGGAAUCCGCUGCUGCGACCUCGCUUCGCGACGCCCGUGCUCGCUUUCCCCCCUCCACGCGCCCUCUCGGUGUCGAGCAAGGCGCGUCCCGAGCGGCGCGGCUCAGGGCGAGUCGAGGACGCCUCGGCGCCCCUCUGCGCUCUCCCACGCCGCAGGCUGUCGGCGGUCUACCUCCCUUCCCGCCGCGGCUCGUUCCUUUACAGCGCGCCCUCAGGGUCGUGGCUCUUCUCCGUGUUCGGCGCGGCCGAGCCCAAAGGCCUUCAGAGCCUUCUGGGCAGUGCUUGCGGGCAGGUCCGCGGGCGAGCGCCGCAGGCCACAGAGGCCCGCGGGAGCGGUGUGUCUCUUCCCUCCCUUCAGCGUCCGCCAACCGUCCGGUCCUCCUCCUCUUCCGCGCAGGUCUGUUGGCUUGGAGAAGAGGGCAGGCGGCCGGCGUCAGGUUCCCAGCUGCCAUACGCGGAGAAAGAGGACCGAAGAGAGGAAGGCGCCGACCUUCUUCGUUCUCGCAAGCGCUCUGACCGAGGCGUCGCGGGUGCUGCCUGCGAGCGGCGAGCGGGCCGGGCGUCGAGUUCUGCCUCGUUCGCUUCGCGCAGAGGCUCGCUCCUGCGGCUCGAGCGCUGGCUGCAGCAGCGCCAGGCAGAAGAAGACGCGGCGCUGCUCGCUGUGGCUGCGCUCGCAGGCGGCAACCCUGUGUCGCUCUCCAGCACUUGGCCAGGCGGGCGCGCGCUCUUCGCGGCGAACGACGUGCCUGAGGACGUGGAGGUCUCAGCGCUCACAGAGGUGCGGUGUCCGCGCUGCGGCAAGACUAUGAAGAACCUGAAGGGCGGCGGCUUCGAGGGCAAGUGGCGGUGCGACGGCAUCGACAGCAACGGCUUCUGCGUCGCCAGUCUGACCGACUACCGGCUGUGGACCGCCGCAGCGCGCCACCGCUGUCACGCCGACGACUUCGACUACUGCCAGGCCUGCUUCGAAUACAAGACGAGCCUCAACGAACGCAAACUGCAGUGGCUCACGACGCACUCCUCCAAGUGCCUCUGGCCAUCGCGGCAGCCUUCUCGCCCCGCUGGGCCCUUCCUGUGGCAGCUGGGACAGGACGCGGCGCGGCGCGGCGGGGUCGGCGCGGAGGCGAGGCGGCGAAUCGCCGAGGUGGUGGAGACCGCGCGCGCCAGGAGCCAGACAGAAGUCCCCGGGAGCACGCUGGAGACAGCGCGCGACGACCGGAGGAGAGGCAGGAGGAGGGGAGGCGAAUGCAAGGGGGGGGCGGCCGGGCUCCAGCGGCGGUGGGAAGGGACAACCUCCGAGACAGACAAGACGAAGACGGCGUCCCCCCAGGCUUGCAUGGACGCGUGGCUGCGCGAGGCGACGAGCCUGGCGGCGCUGGCGGAACGCCCAGCGUCUGCGGCCAGCGGGGCGGGCGAGGAAGUCUCGCGCCCCAAUGGGGUCGUUUUGCUCACCCCCUCGCGUCUGCCAUACAUUCCCCCGCCGCCUUGCAACCCCGUGCUUCUUACGGGCCUCUCGAUUUCCUCGAUGAGCUUUCUCGACAAUUUAGGCCCGCGCCUCCUGCGCCUUGGCUGCACUUUCCUGCUCCCUCUCUUCUUCAAGAACUUUGAGACACUGCGCAUUCACGGCUCGCGCUGUCUCUCCCAACCCGAGGCGCCAGCCGAAGGCGAGGAGGGUGGAGACACUCGCGAGAGGCGCCGUCGAGGCGACGCACGCGACGUGCUGGCCGCCUCCGCCGCGGGAGAAGAGAGAGGCGACGGCGACGAGGGAGAUGACGACGACGGGAUCGCGGAGCCUGCGCGCGAGGAGAGAGAGCGAAGCGGAAGCGAGUCGAGACCCGUUUUCGCGUCAUCCUCUCUGCGCUCCUCCUCACUGUGGCGCGGGCGCGUGCCUGAGGGGGCCGUGGCUCCGCGCGAGCCGAGUGCGGCGGCGCGGCAGGCGCCUGAGGCUCCGUCUCCUUCCUCUGUGAAGAGGGAGGGCGGUCCGGCGCGGCAUCUGACCGUCGUGUUGGUCGCGGAGGAGACUGUGUGGCCGUUGGUGAUACAGGGGCGCUUCGCGGGGCAGCUGAGCGACUGCCGCGGGAUUCCGCAUCUGAAGCAAGACGUCGACGAUCACAGCCAGUGCGAGACCGACGGCGUGCUGUUGAGCUGCUUUCACAACGGCCGCUGGCAGGGCGCGGCACGGCGCGAAGAGGGCCUGCGGAAGCGAGGAGACAGCGCCAGCCGCCGGCAGGGCGACUUCUUGUGCGGGCCUUUCAACAAGCAGAUGGAAGACCGCGGCGACGGCAGGUGGUUCAUCGACGUCCACAAGGCGCAGUGCGAACCGCAGCACUACAAAGGCACGGUCGGGUACAACGGCAGCGUGGGUUACUGGAAUCUAGACACCGACGUCCCUGGCCGCAUCGCGCCCUCUUUCCUGGCUGUCAGCGGGCACACCUGCACCCCGGAGGUCUGCGGCAAAGCCGUUCUUUACAUCUCCUCGCUGCAGCGACACCUGGAGCUCUUCCUCCCCGCCGACGAACAGGAGCUUGAGGACUACAUGACUCUUCUGACCAACGCCGCAGCCCGCGAGAAGCUACGUGAGCAGGAGGGCAGCGGCGAAGUCGACGACGAGGCGGCAGACCCCCCAGAAGAGACGCCCGCAGCUGAGGCGGCGCGAGCCCGACAGACGCAAACGGAGCCCAACGUCGACGGCGACCGCAGAAGGGAGACGGCGGAGACGGGGCAGACGAGAGAAAGUGGCGAAUGGAUCGCAAGCAAGGCGGCAAACGGCGCAGGAAGGCGGCUGAAGGCGGAAGAAGAGAAGAGCGAUUCUGGUCAGAGAGACGAGAGAGGAAGAGGAACGCAUCUCGCCCCUGUUUUGACGUCGCCCUCGAGCUCUCGUGUUUCUUCGUCGCUGUCGCCUGAUCGCGGCCGCGAAAGCGCAAGCGAUCGCUCCACCGAUGAAUUCUCCUCAGACGACAACUCCGAGGGCGUGCCUCCGCCUUCCCUUCCUCUGUGCUCUGCGUGCCAAGCGCAGCCGAGAGGGUCUCAGCCUCCGCUCCACGCGCGCAGUGUCUCGUCGCCCCACGGCAAAGCGCUUGCUGAUCGCCUGCCGCCGACUCGAGGCUCCUCUGCAGCUCUCGCGCGGUUUGGCGGCCUGCCGUUCUCGCUUCCUCCCCUUUCUGCGGCCGAGGAGGACGCCUGCGUCGCGUGGGGCUCGUGGGCAGCGAACUCAGACCCUCUGACUGCGGUGCUGCUGCCGGUUGACGCAGUUCAGCGGCAGCAGAUGGGCGCGGCUGUACGCUGCUACCAGUGGGAGAUGGCGCUCCAGUCGCAGAACGCGCUGGUGCAGCUGUGGCUAGCGCGGCCGGCUCUCGCCCUGAAGGUUUGGCCGCUCGUCCUGCGCUUCAUCUACGACGUCGUGCGGGCGCGCCCUUCCAUGCACCGCGUCCUCGUCGAGCUCCUCCUCGCCCUCCUCCGUGCCGCCGGAGCGAGGCGCGCCAGCGCCACGGCCGCCGGCGCUGCGCAGGAAGAAGAAAGUGAGGAGGAGGAAGAAGACAGUGAACAAGAGGCGGAUGAGGCCGAUUCUUCGCCACUACCGCAGGUUGCAUCGCUGCUGGCGUCCGGGCUGACGCCAGCACUUCUUCCGGCCGCGCCGCUGGCGGGGGAGAGUGCGGAUCUCGCCACGGCGAUCGUGUCGCAUCUGGGCUCCAUGGCGCUGCUGCAUCUCGCUGCGAUUGGCCUCCUCGACCGGCACAGCGCGGAGCAAGCAGAGGCGUAUCCGCUCUAUCGCGCUUUCAGACAGCAACAACUUGCGCAGCAAGCUGUGGCGAGCGGCCCCUUCGCGCUGCUGCCUUCGGCCUUCUCGUCGGCAGAAGGGAGGGAGGACGUGUCACGCGACGCGACUCUCGCCGCCUGCGGGCCUUUCAUCUCUCUGGGGCUCGCUUCCGCAUCAGACGGAGAUGGAGACGAAGCCCUGCCGCCAGCCGACCACGGUGAAGAGCAGCCGGCGACUCCUGGGGCAGCUUCGCGGCCAGACACGCUGUCGCCUGCAGCCCUUCGUGACGCGCAGCGAGGCGGCGCGGCGGCGGACGAGCGCCCGUCGGUCUGGCGGUUGAUUGAGACGCAGGAGAGGCGGCUCGGCGACGCGUCACAGAGAAGGCUCACUGGUGCCGGCGACCCAGAGACAGGCGCGCGCGCCUCCUGUCUCCUUCCCGAGAGGCACGUCUACGCCGGCAUUGCCUACGGCGUGCAGCGGCCCUGGCGAGCGACGCCCAGCCGCGACCUUUUUUCCUUCUCGCCUCGCGCGGCCGCCGACCCUGGCUGCAGACCCGCGUCGUCGGCGUCGGCGUCUCCCCUAGGCGCGUCUGUCGCCUCGGAAGCAGCUCCGACCGCUGCCGGCGAAGGCGGGGCUGUGGGCGAGAGAGGCGCGCAGGACGGGGCUGCGGUCGACUCGCGCCGCACUGCGGGGGCAAGUGACCCGUGGGGCAGCUUCGCGCCAGAGGCCCGCGCGCGGCUGCCUGUGGCUUACGACCGCUACCAGGAGCCUGCAGGCGACGGCGCCGCGGGGGGACCGGCGAGCCCGUCGAACCACCAAGUCAAGUUUUUGAAUCCGUCGCUUCUCGUGGAUUGUCUGCACUCGGAGUCGACGCACCCCUACCCGCAAGUCGCGCGUGGAGCGCACAAGACGAAACUCGGCAUGGAGGAGUACAUCUGGUCGCGGCCGGCGCCUCGCGCUAGGCGCCAGUCUCGAGGAGACACCUGGCGGGAAGAUGGCGAAGCGCGCGACCCCCAAAGAGCUCCUCCUGAGGACGGAGGUGUGUGCGGCUACGCGGGGCACCAGGGCGAGGUCAGGGGCACGCAGAGGACGAGCGCGUUUGAAAACGCGGAAAAAACACAAGGGAAGGGGCGCGAGGCGGCGACGGUCGCCGAGCAGCCAGUCGGCAAUCAGCGGGCGCGACAGUCGGCGGUGCGAGAGAUGGACUCGCGUCGCGCAGCUGAGGCGAGCAGGCCGGAGGAAGGGUCGCAGGCGGUCCGAGGAGGAGGAGACAUCUCGGUCGACCUGGCGAUGGAGCCGGGAUUCGACUGGGCCCGCGGCUUCCUCAUUCGCUUCUCACGCAUGUCGUCCACGCGACCGGCCGACAGCCUGCGCUUCUACGCGAGCCACGCUGAGGACGUGUGUCUCGCAGCGUGCAGCGGCGCCUCGGAGCGGCCCUGGGCCUCGCCGCUGUUUUUGCCUGGUUUUCGUUUCUUGUACGCCUUCCUGCCCUUUGGCCUGAACGCGCCCUGCGCGCCGCUCGCCAACCCGAUGUGCGGCAGCAGCUCGGCGGGGCUGUGGAUGUCCCCCGAGUUCUCUCCGCUCGAGUUCCUCUGCCCCGCGAACGACGCGCGCGCCGAGGACGUGACUGCAGCCGCGAGCGCGGAGCUGGAGGCUUUUGGGCUGCGCGAAGCGUCGGACAGGGCGGCCGUCCCGCCGCACGUCCCCUACGAGGCGCCUCCAGGCCCGAGAGGCCCGAGCCGAGUCGCGGGAAGGCCCCAGCGCAGCGCGGCAGAAGCUGAAACACGAGCGGAAGAGACUGAGAUGCAGCCGGCGCGCGCCAGUCAAGACGAGGGCGGCGGCGGAGGCCUGGAGAGCAAAGACGCAGGACGCACGCGUCCUCAGAAUCACGGGGAUGGGAUGAAAGUGCUUCGGGAGGCGGAGAACGUGGACGAAGCGGAAGAGAGUCUCUGGGGAUGGAAGUUCGUCGUGAGUGUCGCCGAGCGCGCGGAGGUGCUUCAGCACUACACGAAUCUGCCGCCGGCGUCGUUCCCUUCAGCGGCCGCUGCCCAGGCGCUGCGCGAGGCGCUUUCGUCCUCGGCGACUCGCUCUGAGCAAAAGAGUCGAGCGACGCAGGCGCGCGCCCGAGGUGGAGGGCGUUCGCGCGCUGGGAGGCCGCGCGAGGACGGAAGGUCCCGGCGCCACGGGGGUCAGGUCAGGCGAAAGAGGCGGCGGGACGGAGAGGCGUUUCUGGCGCUGCAGAACUCGCUCUUCCUCGACCUCUUCCAGCCGUCCAUCGACCUCACCUUUAUCAAGUGGCUGGUCGAGGACGUGGGCCGCCACCCGGAGGUGCAGGCGUUCGCGCCCGACGUCUGGGAGGCCUUCGCGGCGCCCAGGGAGACUGGCGAUGUGCAGCAGACAGGCUCUGCGGCGCUCAGCGGGCGCGCCGAGCGAGGUCGAGGCCCGCUGCAGAGCCCAGCGGGCGCAGACGGGGCAGAGACCGCGGCGGGCCGAGAGGCUGGACGGCAGCUGCUGUCGUCGAGGGCGCGGCAAGCAGCCAGGCAGACAGUGGGGGGAGAGGACACGAGCCAGGGCUUGCGCGAACUUCUCGCGUGCGUGUACCACCCGAAUCUGCUUCAGGCCCUCGUAGGCCUCGCUGGCAGCUGCGCCUCUCUCGAAGGCUGUGGACCGAUGCUGCAGCCUGCGGCUGUCUUCCUGGUCAAGCGAUUCGCUCAGCUUGCGCCGUGGCUUCAAGGUCUGCCGCCGCCUGGCGGACUUCAGAGGCGCGGAGUCGCGGGAUCUCUGCGCAGAGCCCGGCCUUCAUCCGCUUCGCUUCACUGUGCCCUGGAGGGGCGGCGCGGCGCAGAGGGAUCACUCGAGUCUCCACAUCUCAUGUGUCCGCCGGCUCUGUCCCUCUCGCCCUCACCGAGUCCGUCGGCAGAGGCUGCCUCCUGCGGUGAGGCAGCAGAAGACGGCUGCAGGCGAGAUGGCGAGCAGAUCCUUUGCGAUGCGUCUCUUUUUCAUCCUCAGCCACCGGUGCCCGGGCAGCGACUCGCGCCGUCGCACGCCGAUCGGCCGUCUCCCUCGCGUUCUCUCUCAGUGUCUCCUCAGACGGCAUGGGAUUCGGCGUCGUUCGCCGCAUUUGUUCACGGCUCCUCUUGCGUGGGGGCGGCAGCGCCUGUGGAUUCGCUGCAGGCCUCCUUCGCGUGCUCUUGUCCCUCGGGCCUCGAGGGCGAAGAGGCUGCGUCGCCGCUCUCCGUGAUGCGCUUCUUCUUUCUUCUGCUCCUGAUGGAGAUCGCCGCGCAGAUUCGCGUGCCGCGCGUCGCAGACAGCGUCUUCGAGGGCGAGGGAGUCAACUCCGUCUACGCGCGUCAAGCUGAACUCUUUGGCGCCCGGGGGGACGCGACUUCGCUUCUCACAUCGCUUCCGCCGCGGUCGCGUCCUCUGCGACCCGCGCAGCAGAUCAUUUUGCCUCCGCUAGCUGAGUACAUUGGUCAGGCGACUGCACUCCUCUUCAACGCAUGCCAGUGCGCCUCGGACUGUGGCGCGUGCGGCCUCGGGGCUCAGCAGGACGACGCCUGGGGCAGAAAUUCGGGCGAGAGGGAGACUGCGGAGAUGGACCGAGAAGGCGACGAGAUCACAGGCUCCAGCGAGGCUCGCGUGAGCACAGAAGGCACCGACGAGAGGGACGACGACGUGGGAAUGCGGCAGAAAGCGGCGAACCUGGCAAAACGCCCGCCGUCGUUGGCGAGGCCGUCGUCCCCUUUCACCGCCCUCCCCAGCGCGGCUGGCUGUGCGACGCGGGGAAGCGUAGGGGGAGCCAUGGAAGUGUCCGGUGACGUUCUUCAUUCGAAGACGGUGUCUUCUCCAGAGGAGAGUUGCGUGAUUUCCGCAGACCUCUGCGAGACUUUCGCAGCGUCUUCGUCGCUCUCGCCGCCCGUGUCUCCUUCGGAGCCCGCUGUCUGCGCCCCGCGGUCGCAGAGCUGGUCGGCCGCGGGGCUGGCUUCUCAAGUCUGCGGCGCGGGUGGUGUUUUCGCCGGUGGCGCUUCGUGUGUGAAUCGCCCGCCGUCGUCGGCAUCUACGCCUGGAGGCUUUGUGCGUCUCGUUUCGCGAGCGGUCAUCAGAGACGGCGCACCGCGGCUGCCGGAGUCGCGCGCGCGGGGCUCCCAGGAGCCCUUUCUGCACACGUCCUUCUCGGUAUCCUACCCGACAGAGAGCUCUGAGCGUCCGCCGGGUUCGCCACACUCUUCGCCGCUGCCAUGUCUGGCGCGCGGCCGCUGCUGCCUCACGCCAAUUCACGGCGCCGACUUGCCUCCCGUCUCGCGUGGCUGCGCGCAGAGGGGCUGCGGAAAGCACCACUCCCCAUUCUGCGCAAAUCGCGCGCGCAAAGAGAUUCUUCUGCAGUUUCAGACGCUGCAGCAGCUCAAAGGGAUAGAGGGCAACUUCCCGCACUGCCACGGCGUGCCCUUUGCGCUCUUCCUCGCAGAGUUCCUCCAGCGCCUGGCAGCGCUGCGCGGCGUCGAGCGAAGUCCCACAGGCGACGAAGCGUGGUGCGCCGCGAUGCGCGCGUGGACUGCAAAACACGACACAGAGCGCAGAGAGGCCGCCGGGGGCUCGCGGCGAGACGAAGAGGAGGAGGAAGACGCCGAAGCCAGGCGCCUCCGCAUGGGUCGCCUUUGCAGGGGACAGUACUUGCUCGACGGCGAGCAGUGUCGAGGCUGCCCGGGCGAGGGCGGCAAGAGUGACCGCUUCGAAAUCGACUUCUGGAGAUUCUUCCCGCUGAUCGAGGAAGAAUGCCAGCAUCUGAUUCUCCCGCAGCACUUGGAUCUCCGCAGGGCGCUCUCGUUGGCGAGGCGCCGCAUCGCCCGCCAGCGCAAGCAACUCGCGCGCGAGACGGCGAAGCUCGCGCACUCUGCGCAGACGCCGGGGGGGCGAGGCCCUGUGGCGCUUCCGGAGGCUGAAGGCGCUGGCUGCGGCGCAGAUAGCAGCAGACCUGCGAGAAAUGCGUCAGGGAGCCGAGAGUCGACGGCGGCCUGCCUGGGGCCGCCGGGGGAGAACGGUCUGCAAGCGGGCGAGGUCGCGAGCGACUCGGGGCCUCACCUGGAGACUGCGGAAAGGCGAGACGACGAAAACGCCCCCUGCCCGAGAACCGGCAGAGAAGAGGAGGCAAGCGCGCAGUUGGCGACGCGCGCGCUCGCAGCGGAGGCGAGAGCUCGUGGAGCCGGCGGGGACAACGCGGUGCUUCUCACACCCUUGCGGCGCGUCUCCUGCGGACAAGCUGCGCCUGUUGGCCGGUCUUUCACGCCGUCGUCCUCGGGGACCUCGGUUGCCUCUUGGCCGUCGUCCUCUGACGAAGAAACGCUGCUGUCUGCAGAUCACAGACGCAGCGUUGGGCGUGGUCUGAUUCCUACCGACAGCUUCACUGCGUGCUGCCUCAGCUCGCCGCUGCAAGUCAGCGCUGCACUUCACUCCUUCCAGUCUCACAAGCCCUACAAACGGGUGUUUUCAGCCUCGCGCUCGCCUCUCGGGCUUCCGCUCGUCGCCGAUUUGCUAUCUCUCCAGGAUGGAGCUGCUACCCAUCUUCUCAGUGAGCUCUUCGCAGAGGCUUGUUCGUCGCUUGGCACCCAGGCCACGUCGCCGUCCCCCCCCGCCCAUGCGCUUAGCCCCGCGGAGGACCCCGAGGAGGGCGUGGAUCCUUUUGGCAACGAGUCGCCGGGUCACCGCGGACAAGAGGAGGUUUCCUGCCGAGACGGGUGGGACUUUGGCCGCGUCUCGAGUUCAGCGCAGGCCGCUGGCGUCGCCACGCCUUCCUCAUCCGCGCCAGGCGUCCCCCUGUUUGCGCCGCUGGCGGUCCAGCUGGAGCCGCGCGAGCUGCGCAGGCGUCUCUGUCUCCGAUGGCAGGCGCGCAUCAGAGAACAGGGUCUGGAGGACGGGGCGGCGCUGGGCUGGGGUCGGGGGUCGCGAUCGCAUCGCAGGCUCUGUCUCAAGGCGCUGCGAACUGCUGCGGAGAGCUCGCAGGCGGCGGGUGUGCAGACGGAAAGGAAGCUUCCAAAGCGACACCGCGUCGCAGAGAAGAACUCGUGCGAGGGACGGCGGACAGAGGGCUGCCCAGGGCCAGACGACCCGCGAAACCCAAAGGAAGCCCAAGAAGCAGAAACGAAGGAAAGGCGCGACACGCGAGAGCGGUCUCAGCUGCUCCCUGCCGCGUUGUCCCCUGCAGUCGCGGGUUCCGCGGCCCCAGAGGUCUCGCCGACGGAGGCGAAGAGCGGAGAGGCGAUGGAGCGGGCGGGACGAGGACGGUGUUGGCAGCGGGCAGUGACCUCGGUGCUGGCGCAGGAUAUCUCGGCCUGUCUGGAAGAAGAUAUCCGCACGAUCCCACUCUCGCCCUACGCAGCGGGGGCAGUCAUCAGCUUCUGCAGUUCUGCGACCCAGCUCGCGCCAGGGGAUCUGCUGACCGUCUACGCACAGCCCCGAGAAUCGGCCUCUCCUGGGGCUCCUCUCGCCGGGGCGCGCUCGUCGUCGGCGUCGCCUUGGCUGCCCGUGGUCGAGAUGAGCAACUACUCGACAGACUGUCUCUUCUACGCGGCGGACUACUCGCCGGCGUUCGCCUGCGGCCGCCUCUGCCCUGCGGGCGCCCUGGGGGCCGAGCGCGGAGACCUGCGGGGCGGGGGAGGCAUGUGCCUCCAGAAUGCGGGUCGCCACACCGAAGGUGGAUCCGACGAGCGGGGUGUCGGCGGAGAGCCUGGAAGUGGAGGCCUGUUCGCUUUGGGCUCUCUGGCCGCGGCCGUCCGCCACGGCUUGCUUGACGCCCUCGACGCGGCGGCGUUCUGCUCAGAUUCCGCGCGUCCGGAAGGAGCGGUUGCCUCUGAGGAGUCUCUCGAGUUCUUCUUCGCAGACCUUGAGGCUCAACUUGCGCGCAACGCACCUUCGCACACGCGCCAGGCCCCCCCAUACGCCGCACUCGCCAUCGCUGCGGCCGCAGGCGCCCUGGCACUGGAAACGCAGACUCUUGACGCGUGUCCUCAACAGCACAGCGGCGUGAGAAGUGACGACAACAAUCACUCGCUCCUCCUGGGCCUCCCGGAGUUCCCCUUCGCUCGGCCGGCCUCUUUCUUGUGGCGACUCCCGCCGUCGCUGGCGCGCGCCUCGACUGCUAGCCGCGGCACGGCGAAGACGGCGAGAGCCGCAGUUUGCCGGUCGCCGGCAGCAGGAGCAUCUACUCGACAACGGCGUCCGCCCCAAGAGGCGAGCGACCGACUCGGGGAAGCGGCGGACGCGUCUUGGCGCGAAGAGGAGGCGGGCGGCAGGGGCGGAACCGCGGAAGCGACACGCGCGUGCGCGCAGUCUCCGUCGCUCACGCAUCCGCCCGUGCGGCCGGAUUCCUCUUCAUUGCUGCCGAGUUGCGCCGCACAGCCGCCGCACCUGCGCCGGCGUUCGCUCACGUCUCGGUCUCUGUCUUCCUCCUCUCGCUCGCUUUCUUCGUGUUCCCUGACUUCGCGCUCGUUCUCGUCGGCGACGGUUUCGCCGCUCCUGCGCGGCGCGCCGGGGUCUUUGCGGGCGUCGCGGCGCCGGGGCAGUGCGCACGCGCCUCCCAGCCGUUUCGCCGCGGCCUUCGGCGCUCCUCCGCCGCAGGCCUCUCGCGCCUCUCGGGCCUCGCUUGCGCUCGCGGGCUCCGUGGUGCGGCGACGCACCUUCUCAGGGAGCGUGGCUCUCGUCCGCAGCGGGAGCAGCUUCGGCGGCGCGGACGGCGGUCGCGCGCUCCCGGCUCUGCCUGCGGCCGCGCGCACUGCCGGUCGGCGCUCGAGUUACUGCGCACCGACGCAGGCCGCGUGCACCGACUCGCUGCCGCAGCUCCCCCAGGCAUCUGCCUCUGCUCAGAGUCUGCUGGUCUCGGCUGCGGAGAGGGCGCGCGAGACGGCGGAGGCGCGAGUCGGCGCGGGAGGGGCGAGGGCCUCAGGCGGGACUGGGAGUUCACGCGGGAGGCCCGAGGAGACCACUCGUGGAGCAGCAGGCGCCCGGCGAGAAGCUGAGGCGGAAGAAGGCGACGCCUUCGAUGGCGCGCGCUCGCGGCGCGUCUCGUUUGGAGACGAUAGCGCCGAGCGAGGCUUGCAGGGGCAGCCGAUGGCAUUCGUGCAGCCGUCGAACUCCCAGGCCCAUCUGGCCUUUUUUCCGCCGUCUCCCGAGCCUUCUUCGUUCGGCUAUUCUCCGUCCCAGGCAGGAGAGGUCUCUCAGAUGGCUCUCGGAGCUGAGGCGCGGGGCCCGCUCAGCCCGAGCGUUGCCAGUCGCCUGUCUGCGGACACGGAGAAAAAGAGGCCGCCGCAUGAGUGUCGGGCGGGGACUCCGACCCCGGGGCGGCACGUGUCUCCGCGCGACCUUGACGGGGCGAAGGGAAGGCGGACGGAAGGAGACAAAGAGGGCGAGUGGCAGGCCCCACGGGCGUCACCGCCGAGCGUGAGCGCAAGCGACACCAUUCACCUGAUUUCUGGCGGUCUCAUCCCGCGCGAUGAGUUCCUUCGGCCUGGCGUGUGGCGCGUGGAAGUCACCGUGGGGUGGCGGCAGAACGCGGCGAACCAGCCGCUGCUCGCCCCCGACGAGGGCGGGCGUCCCGCGCUGCCACGGCCAGGCGGCGAAGACGGGUCGCCCGAAGACCUGCUGGGCUGGCACGCCGGCCCAGAGUUCGGCUGGGUGCCGAUCACCCACAGAGAGUCCGCAGUCGAGCAGGCAGUCGAGGGGCUGCUGGCACAGCUCCUCAGCCGAAACGCGGGAAGGCCUGAGGAGAGCGACGUCGCGCACGCGAACCACGAGGGGCGCGAAACUCGCCUCCGCAGUGGCGGCAGACGUGGAGGCGCGCGAGACAGCCGCACCCGCUCUGAAGCCGUUCUGGGCUGGAAUCCCGCGCAGUCCGGGCUCGCCGCCCCGGGGGCGGCCGCGGCGUCUGCUGGCUCGUCUCUGUCUCUGUCCUCGCUCCAGGUUCCUCCGCCGCAUGCGCGUUUCUUCUGGCUCUCGUGCGCGACGCAGGUGGUGAGUGGGUCAUCGGCGGAUCGCGGCGCAUACGCGGCGGCUUCACCAUGGAGGCGUCGGCGAGCCUCCAGCGACGGGCGCGACCUUGUCUGCGGAGGCGCGCGGCGAGGAGGCGGAAGAGACCUGCGGCGAGGGGGGGCGGCAGACGGCGCCCAGCUGCCGUGUGUCUCCUCCCACCUGAUGCUCGGUCCCGGCGUCGUCCUGAGCCAGCCCCUCGAUCCAGACCCGCCCAUCAGCCAGCGGUCGCUCUUGCUCGCGCAGCACCUUGACCGCGUCUAUCCGCCGCAGAGCUUCAUUCCGCCAGGGUUCCGACCGCUUCCGUCUCCAGGGCUCCCGCCCCUCGCCUCCUUCUCCCCGCUCUCUUCCGGCGCCGUCCGCGCAGCGCCACCGCGACCUCUCGCGGGCGGGCUGGCUGUUCACCCCGUGCGCUCUGGCGAGGCGCGCGUCCCAGCCUACAACGAGAUCGCGGCGCGAGUGCAUUCGCGUCACCAGCAGCUCCGCGCCAGCCAGGUGGACGAAGUCCGCGGCGUCUGGUGUGUCGGCGCCAAGGAAAAGCAGCUGAUUCAAGACGCAGUCAUCGCCGGAGACUGGGUCGAGCCGCAGUUCGACCUCGCGCUCGGCGCCCUCCUCGCGGACCUGCGAGGCCCCUCGGUCGCCGCGGACCCUCCAGACGCAGACCGGAAAGACCGCAGCCACCGAGGAGGGGGAGGUAGAAGAGGAGGACGAGUGGCGAGCGGCCGAGACGCGGACGGCGACGCGCGCGACAGCCAGCCUGCCGCGGAGAAGCAGAGAGGCAGCGAGAGAGAAGGCUGGGGCUGGGGCGGAGGCGCGAGGAGGAAGGGAGAGAAACGGACGAACGACACAGAGGGGAUGGAGCGCGCCGAGGAGGACGCGACACUCGGAGAGGAAGGAGGCGGCGCCCGACGCCUGGGCGACCGACGGUUCGAGGUUGGAACCGAAGAGGCGGAGGCGCGCGCAAGUCAAUUGCGAGGCUUCGUCGAAAACCACUUUUUCGGAGAUCGAGGCAAAGGGAGCGCGGGCGCCUCCCUAUCCCAGGCGUCCCUGCGGACGGCGAAGCUCGUCAUGGAAAUCUCCUUCACGCCAGACCUGGAUCGAAUCCGCGAACUCCACGCGGCCUUCACAGACCUCAAAACGGCAAUGGCGGAGGCUCAGUGCCUCGUGUCUGCCUCUCCCUCCGAUGCCUCUUCUUGCCCGGCUUCCUUCGCUCCUGGCGCCUCGCCCGCGGAGGCCCGCGGCGCGCGCGAGGCGACAGCCGCUCGCCUUGUGCGUCUAGUGAAGCGCGUCAAGCUGCUGCAGCAGCCAGGGGCGCGCGACCACGUGCGCUGCUCGUUCCUCGUCCGCCCGGCAGGCGACGACUCAAAGGGCCUCCGCGAAGAGGACGAAAAGAGCGAGAAAUUCAACGCCACGUGGCAGCUUGGAGGUCUGAAAGCCCUCCUCGGCACGGGACGCGGCGUCUCUCUCUGUCCAGCUGUGAGACUCGGGCCAUGCGCGACGAUGGUGCAGGUCACCAGCGUCCAUCACCCCGCGCCGGCGCCGCGGACGCUCUCGCUGUUCAACUGUCCGGCGGCGCUCAUCACGAAUUGCUCUGCGUUGAAGAUCUCUCUAUCGAAGAGUCCGUACCCCACUCAGAGAGACUGGUGUCUCUUCAACGCGCUGCCGGCCGACGCCUUCCUCGACGCCCUCGCGCCGCGCCGCGCACACACCUCGCUCUCUGCGUCGUGGGUCGGAGCGGAAAGGGGGGAGCGGCCUGCAGUUUCGCAGCCGUCGCCUCCUAGUCAGACGAGAGGUGCGGGACGAGAAGACGGGGCGCCGGUCGAGAGAAGCGUCUCCUUAGAGAGCGCCGAGGUCGAGACGGACAGCGCGGGACAACGACUGCCUGUUUCACACGGGUAUUUUUCAGCGCAUGCAUUGGAGAGACGCGAAGAACUGAAGAGAGAGAGAGAACGGAUCUCAACCGCUCGCGGCGCGAGCGGUGCAACGUGCAGCAGCAGACCGCCUCCUCCGUUGAGCGACGCUGAGCCGCGUCCGCCGUCGGCGCUUCAUUCAUCCGCGUCUCCCUCGUUGGCCUUCUUCGCGUCUUCCGCGCGCGCCACAGAUCCUCCGUCGGCGUCUCUGUCUUCUCUCUUCUGCGGCGCCGCCGAGGCGCAUGGGGCGUCCCAUCUUGCCCGGGGCAAUAUGGCGCCCUCGUCGAUCUCGCUGCCAGACCCGCUGCAAGAGCGCAACGCGGGGGCGCGCCUCGGAUUCUUCUUCUCGCCGUUUCCGGCUCUGCUGCCCGUCCUGCAGACCGCGAAACGCCGCGGCGCGAGCCCCUCCUCCGGGGCGCCGAGGCUGCCGCGAGGCGCCGGGGACGAAUCGGCGCCGCGUGGCUUCUUCGCGCCGGCGCCCUCUCCCUCGACCGGUUCGCUGCCCGCGAACCUGGCGCACUCCGACAGCGGACGCAGCGAAAGCGAGAAAACUGCCGAGCUGCGCGGUCUGGGCGCAAGAGCCCGCGACGCGCGGCCGGCUGAGGCGCGGAGACCGGCGUCGAGCGAUGAUAUUCCGCGGCGUCCUCGCCGCAGCGGCGAUCUCGACUUGCGGCCUGCGCAGGCGAGCCGCCGAGGCCACUCCCAAGAGACCGUUUCUCUGCGGCAGCGGAUGGCGGCGCUCGAUGCAUGCCGGCGCACUGGCAGAGUCGAGGGCGCGGAGGGGCGCGGGGUGGCGCCGCGCGACGGCGAGUUCUCGGAGGCCUUACGCGGAGGCAGCAGCCUCUCGGGGCUCGAGCCCUCGUAUCAGACCGUCCCUUCCUUCUGUCUUUCCCCUUCGCACCUCUCGGCGGUCUCUGCAAACUCUGCAGCUGCGCUGGAGACUCGCGAGGCUGCGGCGACCUCCCACGCGCCUCCGGAGCGGCUGGCAGUGUCGUUGGAGCUGUCUCCGCCGGCAAACGGGCUGACGUACGUGGCCCCCCCGCGGGCGUGGUGUCGCGCCGACCGCAGCGACGGAGACAGCGGAGACGGCCUGGCGUCCGCGGGCGAGUUCUUGGAGACGCGCGGCAAGGCGCGGGUCCAAAGGGACGUGGAGAGGUGCGAGAGCUACGACGGAUGGCGAAUCCUCAUUCGGCAGCUGCUGCCGCUGGACUUCCAGUUGAAGGCCGCCCUCGCAGCUGAGGAAGAAGUCGGGCACGAGCUCGCCGCCACGUCCGCGGCUCUUGCGCGCGCGAUUCUCGCUGCUGGCCUCAGAGGAGACAGAAAGGACGGCGCGGAGAGCAGCGUGGCGGCCGCGCAGGCCGCAGACCGCCGGGGAGGCCUGGAGAAGGCACGCGCGCCCUCAAGCGGGAUAGCAGAGACAGAUGCGGAGGCGGGCUCACGCCGAGAGGCGCCGACAGCUGAGAAAGAUGAGAGGAGGCAACAGACCGCCGAGACGGCAGGCAGUGAGGCGCGCCAGACGGUGGGGGGGAGCAGGAGCCGACAACGCGGCUCUCGGUCUUCCUCUGAAGCGCAUGAUGCCCACAAGGAAGCGCCGGAGGGACUCAGCGGCGACCGCGGGAGAGGCGAAAACGGUCUCGUAGGGGGCGAGGGCGCCCGGCCUCCACGCGCAUGCCGCGACGGUGAAGCGGGUGGCGACGUGUCUCUUCGAUUCAUGCCUUGGAGGGCUCCACUUUCCUCAGAGACGCCGCCAGAUCUGCUUGGCAGCAGCGUCGACCGCAGUGCGUCGUGGUCGCCGGCGGAUCUGAGCUGUCUUUCUCAGGAGCCGCAGGGGGGGCCGGGUGCGCCAUCGCUGGAGGUUGCGGAGGCCUCGCGGCACUCGGCGCGGGCUGUGGUGCGUCGGCGCUACUUCCUGCAGCUCUCUCCGUUGCAUCGGCGGCCUGUCUCCGCGUCCCCGGCGUCGCCCGUCUCCGGGCUCCAAGCCCUGGAGGCGACGGGUGAGGGCGCGGGGUUGGAGAGCGUGGGCACGCCGGUGUUUGGUUCGGGGCGCGCGAGGCGGCAGAUGGGCGAGGCGCGGCGGCGGCGGAGGCAGCUGAGGACCCUGAAGCGGGCGCUGCGGCGCGCGGCUCUGCGAGUCCCUCUCCACGGGCUCCUCCGGGACUUUGAAGUCCAGUUCGGGCUUCAAAGCGAGCCCUGGCCGGACGAGUUGCUCCUGCGCCUGAUGGGCGUGACGGAAAAGGCCAACUCCUCUCUCCGCGACUCCAACUCAGGGCCCGGAGUGCAGCCGCUGGCUCCACUUCUCCUUCCUCUGAGAGCUCCUGCUGCGUCUGAGCGCGGCGCUGGGCAGUGGAACGCGGAGCUUCGCGCGGUGGCUCGCCGGCGUGGGGAUCUCUUCCUCGCCCCCCCGGCGGCCGGAAGCCGCGGCUCCAGUCGGAGCAGCUUGUCUCCCUCGGGGCGAGGAGAGCUCGGCGUGGAGGGCGUGCCUUGCUCGGUGUCCGACUACGCCUCCGGCUCCUCCUCGGUCUCUUCGCAUUCGCUGCCGCCCGCUUCGCUCUUCUCUGAGUCGGUCUCGCCCGAGCCGUCGCCCUCUGCCGCGUCGCUGCAGGCCUCGCGCGCGUCGCCGGCGCCGGGUGCCUCUCCCCGUUUCUUCGUGCGUCCUUUUCAGCUCGUCGUGAGUCCCGAAGGCGCCGUGAAAGUGUCGCCUCUGGACAUCUGGCGCUGGCAUUUGCCGUUCUUCCCCGAGUUGAGCCCCGACGCGGUCGCGGAGUGGCUCGUGCGGGCGCAGCGCGCGCAGGUCCGGCGCGCGGGCCUCGCGGCCCGCGAGGCCCGCGAGGCCCGCAGCUUCCAGCGCCGCAGGCGACGGCUCCAGGGCGAGCUCGAAGGCGAGGGCGGCGCCAGCGAGGACGGCGCGAGGGCAGCGCGCGCAAGCGGCGAAAGACCGCAAGACGGCGACAGCGACGGCGUGCGGGAACCGCGUCGGAGCGGCGCCCGCCAGCACGACCAGCGAGGCGAGCAAGGCGAGGACGGCGGAAACGUUGGGCGACGCGGACGCGAGCGGUCUGGGCGGGAGGCGCGGGGGAGCUAUCAGCGGCUGCAGGCCGAGGGAGAGGGCAGUGGACGAUCCGCGGGCAGCGAGGACUUCUCGGAAGCCGCGAGUUCUGUCUCUGAGUGGGACAUGCUGCGGCGAGAGGGGCACUUCGCAGAGGAGCAUUUGGAGGACUUUCUCAACGCCGUCGCCUCCUCAAUGGCUCACAAUCUGCAACGGAUUCUGCGCGAGGUCGCCGACGGCGGAGGCGCGGCGGCCCCGGAUGAGGAGGCGCCGUGGGAACAAGACGCGAACGAGGAAAGCCGGCCGCUGGAGGGCCCGGCGGUUCACGCACACACGGGCCCCGACGACGUGGCGACGUACAUGACAGAUGAAGAAGAGGAGGACUUGGACGCAUACGCGGCGGAGGACAUCCACGACGAAGAAACGGGAUGGAUCUACGAGGGAGGCUCGGAAGACGCGAGUGAAGGCGGUGGGGCGGCCUCCGCGCCGCAGUCGCCCCGGGCCUCGUCGCGUCCUGCCGCAUCAGGCGAGACGGAGGGCGCGGGCGACCGCGGCGGAGGACGAGAGGCCCGAGACGACGCCGAGGGCAGUUCAGCAGCGGCUCUCUCUGGAGCAGCACUGCCGCCAGCCGCAGGAGCUGCCGACGACGGCGAGGGCGACGAGGGCGGAAGCAGCGCGGAAGAAGACGACGAGAUGCACGACGUUGUCCUGGCAGACGAAGCCGACGGUCCGCAUGCGAGUGAAGGCGUUUCCUCGCCCUCGGGGGUCGCGCUCAGUCCCUUCGGCGUCUUUACGCGGCCCUACGCCUCCGCCGUCGACCAGCUCGCGGCGGAGCUGUGGAUGCUGUAUGAGGCGCUGGUGCUGCGCCAGUGCGUCAACAUGCGCCGCGCGAAGCGCGCGCGACAGCAGAAAGCGAGGGAGCGGAUGUCGAGGCUGACGCGGCUGCAGGAAGGCGGCAGUCGAGCCGGAGGCGAGAGAAACGACGAGGCCCGGCGGUCGCGCGAGGGAUUGGCACCGUUUCCGUAUUACGAAGGCGCCCUCGCCGUCAUCGACGAAGACGAGGCCAGCGCGCUCUUCGAUUCGCCUCACGCCACCUCGCCCGCGCCCAAGGGACAGGACGCCGAGAGGCCUUCGGGCGGAGACGAAGGUGGAGGCGGCCGCGAGCUGGGUGAGUCGCGGCGAGAGAGACGCUCGCGCAGGCGAGGCGGAGGCGGCCGAAGCCGAAGCGGCGACAACAGCCUGCAAGAGGAUGAAGGCCCGUUGCGGCGGCAUUCCUCACGGCGGGGUGGAUCGGACGCGCCGUCGCUCACGGGAUCGGGCCGCGUGUGCUCGGCUGUGGCCUCUCCCCUCGUCGAUUUGCCGUCGGUCUGCUGUCCGCUGCUCUACCAAGUGCUUUACGAGGUUCUCCUCCUCUUCCUGCGGCUUGGCCUCGCGCGCUGCGCCGCGAGCGGCUCGCCGUCGCCGGCCGACCUCCUUCGCUACUGGCCCCCGACGCUGGCUGACAUGCGGGUGGCGCUGCAGCUGCGCCUCAGGUACCUCCACCAAGUGAACGUCUCCUUUCUCUUCCUCGCUCCGUUCCUGCCCACCGUCCCGCCACCGCACCCCUACUCGUACGAAGAGCGCGACGAAGUCCAUCUGGGCCUUGCGCCGUCCUCGGUAUUCAGCGGCGAUCGGCGGAGGGCGAGAGUGGAAAGCGAAAACUCGCCGCCCCCGCGCGGCCUCGGCUCCGCGGUCGUCUGGAUCCCAACUAGCCACCUUGGGGACGGCAGCGCGCCCACUGGAGGCUUACGGGCCCGCGCGGCCUGGACGCUUCGGGCGCUUCCGCCUUUCGGCCCCAGCGCCCAGCCAAAGCGCUGCGCGCGUGGUGUCGACAGCGGAGAAGACGGGGGACGUUCAAGCGGGCGCGGCCUGCUGGAAAACAUAUCGGAUGAAAAGGCGGAGACUUACGACGUGCGGGGCGCGAAUCACCGCGCCGUCCAUCCGACCUCGGGUCGCCCCGCAUCUGCAGCUUCCGAGCCUCGUGGUACCGCCCCGGUUAGGCAGAAGGCGGAGGCGAGUGAAAACGAAGACCGCGACAAGGUGCUGGUGGCGCUGUCCGGGACGAAGACGCUCCUUCUUCCGUCUGUCAAAGCCUUCCUCUUUCGUGCGUCGACCGUGUACCGAGCGCACGCGGUUCGGCGCCAGAUUCUCCGCCUUCCAGGCUACGCGUUCCCCUUUCGGCAGCCCGAGCGCCCGCGGCUGGCGCUCUUCAGUCAGCAGUCUCUUCUGCCUUCGUGCGCCGCAUGGGACACUCCAGCGGGCGGCGGUUCCGUUUUCGCGGGCGUCUACAUCUCAGCAAGCGGACGCGCCUCGCUCGCCUGGGAAGCGACUGCGACGCUGAUUCGCCUCCACGCGCCUCUGGAGGAGCUCUGCAUCCCCCCCGUGACUUCGCGGCUGGGUUCUCUUCUCGCGGAAGGUGCUGAGGGCUCCACAGUGAUCGUCGAUGUCGCUGCGCCCUUGCCUGGGGCCUGGGCAAACGUCGGCUCCGCCGCAGUCAUAUUGGAUCGCAAUGCCACCCGACAGGCCGACACGGAGGCGCCUGGAGGCCCCGGAGCACGGAUUCGCGAGCCGAAUGAGGACGCCGCCCAGGGGCCGGGUGUCUUUGCGCCUGGAGGCGAGCAGGGCGCGGGAGGCGAGAACCAGGAAGGAGACAGCUUCGAGGGGAGCUUGCCGGGAGAGGCCAGACUCGAGACGAGUCUAGUAGGCCAGCUGGCGAAGCAACUGAAGCACUUCGAUCCGAUGAAGCUGAUCGCCAAAGAGCGUUCUUUCAUGGUGCAGUUACGCGGCGAAGGCGCGCAAGACUUAGGCGGCCCGUACGCGGAGAUUCUCAGCAAUCUGUGCGACGACCUGGUGACUCUGCGCCUCGUGGUUGAGUGCCCAAAUGCGCGAAACUCCGUGGGAAACAACCGCGACGUCUGGAUCUUCAAUCCGCAAUUGCGCGAGUUCCUGCUUGGCGCAGACAGGCGCGCGGCGUUGCCAGGUGUAGGUACACCGCACCACGCAGGUGUGUGGCGUCACAACGACGAGUGCAGCGGUGAGGACGAAGAGGACGACGAAGCGUCCUCUUCGUCGCUGUGGGGGGAGUUUGCGUGCCCCUCGCUGUCACCUGCAGAAGCUGAAGAAGUUGUCGCUUUGGGCUGCCAGGGUCCGGCGCCUCUUGCCCUGCCGGGGACUUCCGCUGCGCCGCGUCUGUGCGCUUCGCCGGCGGUGCCUGCGCUGCCUCCUCUCCUUCCUCUUCUGCCGUCGAACGCGUUGGCCCUCCCGAGUGUCGCUGCGGCUCUGAGUGCGCAGUCUGUGCAGCAGCUGAGUCUCUUUGGAUGCUUCGCGCCCUCCGCAGCUCCCGCGCUGCUCGCGACUCCGCGAGGGAGUGCCUUUGACGGGUGUUUCGCCUUCGCGGCAGAGUCUUGUGCACAGCGCGAGACGACCCACGCGUCCGGCGCAGCGACCGAAAGCGAGCGAUCACGGCGAAGGAGCGGCCGAGAGGUUCCGCCGGCGCUCGCGGCGGGGAGUCCGCUGUGCCUCUCGUCGUACGGGCAGCGGCUCGCCGGGAUUCUGUACGUCGUCGGGCGUCUCAUGGCGUGCGCAGUUCUUACGCAGAGCCCACUGAAUCUCUCGCUCUCUCCGUCUCUUUGGAAGCUGCUCCUUCUCCAACUACCUUCUCUCCACGACCUCCAGGCCGUCGACUUGCUCGCGGCCAAACAGCUCCAGACCUUCCUCGCCUCCUGCGGUUUCGCGCCGACCAAUCGACGCAGCGCACCGACUCUCGGCGCGAGUGACGCGAGUGACCCAGCAGGCGAGGAAGAGGAACGCCGCCCCGAAGCGGAGCCACGCGCCGCGGGAGAUGGCACGCGAGGCGCGGUUGCGGGGGAGGAGGAGGAGCGCGAGAGAGAGAAAGCGGUUCUGCAGGCCUUCGCGCAGAACGGAUGGACUGCGGACGACGCCCUGGGGAGAAAUCAAGAAGUCUUCUUCGGCGGCGCGCAGUGCCCCGUGAACGACGGCGAUAUUCCUGCCGCUGUGCAGGCCGCCCUGCUCGCCAAGCUCAGCGAGGGUCGGGAAGCGGCGAGCUGGCUGGCCUAUGGGCUAUACGACCUGCUGCCUCUCGCGCAGGUCCACGCGACGCUCACGCCCGAUGACCUCAAGCAGCUCGUCUGCGGCGACAACGACAUCGACGUCGCUGUUUUGAUGCGGCACUCGAAGGUGACCUGGGACAACCACGACGCCCGCGAGAGAGCGCUCGUUGACAAUCUGUGGGAAGUUCUGAACUCCUUCACCAAGAAAGAGAAGCAGAUGUUCCUGCGCUUCGUUUCGGGCCGCUCGAGGCUGCCGCACGCGUGGCUCUACGGAGACCCCGCCUCGAACGUCCACAAAUUCGAAAUUCACAUCAUGAGAGACGAAGAAGCGCUGGAGAUUCAAGACGCCUCACUGCGGACAGUGCAAGUCGCUGAGAAUCAGACAGUGGACGAUCGGCUGCCGACGGCGAGCACGUGUUUCUUUAUGAUUAAGCUGCCUAAGUAUUCCAGCAAGGAAGUCCUCAAAAAGAAGCUCAAGCUGGCGAUCAUGUCCUGUGUGGACAUCGACCUAGACGCGCUUCACCAUGACCUCGACUUUGCGCAGUUCGAGUAA